Pocillopora meandrina is the source of this 86214-nucleotide messenger RNA. Lineage: Eukaryota; Metazoa; Cnidaria; Anthozoa; Scleractinia; Pocilloporidae. The record is from the annotation of a GenBank genome assembly.
AUGAAAUCUCUCUUCUUUGUUACUUUAAAGCUUCUCCAUUGGGUUAAAGAUAGAACUAGCGAAACAGAAGAGAAAAAACACGUGAUUGGUGAAAACCUGACAGAGGCUGAAGCGCUUAGUGCAGACCUACAGGAACUGGAAGCAAGACUCAAGGUUUGUAUCACAUGAUGCGUUUGUGUAGUGCGGAUUGGUCGACAUAAUAUAUUCAUGCUGUUUAAUAGCGUUAUGAAGGGAAGCAGCUUUUUUAUUAAGGGAGAACAAUUGAUUGAAAGAUGUGAUUUAGAACAUAGCUGCCUUUGAAUUUUCCGUUGUCUCGAAACGUCACAAAACAUGCGAGAUUCGAAAAACAUUUAAGGUUAACCUCUUUAGAAAACACGUACUGAAGUCGAGACUGAAUGGCUCUUGGAGGAUGUAUGUAUCCGUGAUGAAGUGUAUGUCUAUUCCAGUUAAAGAAACGUAAAUAAAGAAUCGAUGUGUGGUUUUGUGUUAUGGCCUAACGCGAAACAAAGCCCAUUGGUCGUAACUUUUACCCGGACAACCGAAUGGCAGUGGACUUUUUUUUUGCUACGAAUAAAGAAGGAAUUAGUUCGGGGAAAUAGGCAUGGGAGAGUUCAUCAGGUAUCAGGUUCAUGUUUGGUUCUGUGAUUGUCUUUUAAUGGCUAGAUGCGUGGCAGCUCGAAAAUCUUCACAGAAUUUCCGUUGAAAGGUUCUUUCAAACUCGUUGAGAUUAUGAGCAGUUUGUUCAGAAGUGCAAAGCUAUUCCAAAACUUAUGUUUGUUUUCUAUUUAAGGAUACAUCUGAACUUAGGCUUAUUUUUAAAAAAAAAACAACAAAGUUGGGCUGGGAAGUGCUCUUGUUUGUCCAGAGCCUGCCCCGCGUUUUUUUUUAAACUUAUCUGCGGAGCCACAUUUGCAUCUAUCAAGGCUAUUAGUUUUCAGCACCUGUGUAAAAUGAGGACAUGAUGACUAAGAGCAUUGCUUCCGACAAAGGUGACAUUUCAACAUAGACUUAAAAAAUAUGACUAGUAUCGAUAAGAUUUUCGAAGUAACUUAGAGGGGAAUGGUUUCACCACCGGCGGCAACGCUUCUGGUUUUUCGUGGGCUCGUCACUAUAAACUUUCUUGUGUGUACCAGAAUACUGGGAGUAACCCCCAUAUUUGAAAAUUUCCAUACAUACCAUACACUUCCAAGUGCACGGUCGAAGUUGCAAGGGAAUGAGAAGAAUGAACUUGAUAUAAACAGUUUGUAAAGAUGACGAAUUUUAGAGCACAGAUCCUUUGAAUGUGAGAGCCGGAAAGGUCAUCCAAAUUUCCGAGAAGUUAAUGCUGUCUUUCCAGGAAAAACCUUCAUCCCGCAUAAUAAGUUGUCAGAAUUUGAAACGCUACAUUUUAUGGAAUUUGUAUAGACUCGAACCGUUUUUGUUGUAAUAAAAAUUAUCUUAAGUUAUUAAGGGAGAAUAUUCACCAUGUGAUAAAUUUUCUCCGUCACGCCAUGAUAUCAAAGUGCGCCAGCUGCGUUUUCUUUCUUUCAGUGCAAAUAGAAAAGUAUAUUAAUUGACCUUUAUAAACACGAAGUUUACAUACAGUUAUACUCGACGACGUGACAUAGCUUGGACUACAAAUCGUCUUUGCUCGUUGCUCGCUUUUCUGUUAAGUUUUUUAUUUACCAGACAUGUAAUGUGACGCCUUUCGUUUUGACCGCAGCCAAGCGAGUUCUGAUCAAAUGCGCGUAAACAUUAGCCUCAAGUAUGAAAAGUAUUUGUUCACUGGGGCGUGGAGAGCGCGAUGGAAUGUGGCUGGUUUUAAGUGGGUUGGCAUGUUUCGGCAUUUUAAGUUUGCAUAAGUAAUCAGCCUUAACUGUCGACCUAAGCUUUUGGCUGAAUAUUGCUGCAUCAAUUUAACUCACCAUUGUUGGAUUCUGAGUAUCGAAAUCCUGAGAGGAGGUAAGCUAAUGAAAGCACUUUUAAUAGUUAUUUUCGUGGAAGCCAUUCUCAUCCUGGAUAAUGCCAAGGGAGAAGCCAUUUUAGUGUCACGAUUGCUCGUCCUGACUCACCUAAAGUGAAAAGUAACACAUCCUUAAAGCUUCUGUUCAUUCGAUCAGGUGUUCUAUCGCACUUAGUUUGGCGUUCGAUCAUUAUUUUCUUUCCUUUUCGUGCUUUAAAGAGCUGGGAGCCUUAAUAACUAUCAUGCGUUUGAAAGACGGUGCGAAUCCAUGCUGGCAAAAGAGCAGUGAAUCAUUGUUAUCGUGUAUAAAUACUAAUUGUCAAUUUGUAUACAACCACAGAAACAUUCAGGUCGAUCACAAUAUCACAGAGACCUGAGUUUAUGUACUUGCCUGGCUUGGAAGAUUCUUGUUUAGCGAGAACAUUACUAAGAUUUUUUGUUUGAUCGAGGCUAUGUCUGUGCAGGAAUUACAGGUCACUGUGUACAAAAUACACGGAUUUUAAGAAGAAAAAGUAUUUAAGGAUUUCAGUCACAGACGCUAAACACGAAGGGCAGAUUUCAUCUUAAACUAAGUGAAUUGUAUAUCUGGCUGUAGAUCGAUAUGACGAUAAUCGAUGAAAUGGACGUUUCGUGUUAAUUAUAACGCCAGAGGCAAUGACGAUAAUGUAAUUUCCUAUGAACAUGGUUGCGGGAUGUGAAACCUUUCUAAUUAACUCUUGAGAUCGAUCGAGCAAAACGAAAGGAUUGUUUGUUAGAUGUUAAUGAACUCAAGGAGAUGGAAUUUAAGAGGCGAAUCCAUGUUAACUAAUCACGAUUUGGCGUUGAAGACUUGUUUUUUUCUUUGCGAUAUAAAAAUCAUCUACGGGAAACAUUCCUGAACAAUUCAAUUUCUUCAUGAUGCAUGACAUGACCGUCUGUUUGGUUCUUUUAAAUUGUUUUGAUGAGAUUAACCAAACCUCUUAUGUCCUUACGUCAGUGUUUGUGCGAAAGUAUCCCUCGGCUACAUGUGCUAGAUAGCUGAAUUUUUGCUUCAAAGGAUUUGAAGACUUUAGUUUUUGUGGCCCUCAAUCCGUGUAUAAAUUUUGUAUCGGAUGUUUUGUAUUUCGUGAAAGGGGCAUACUGAUUAUAACCAAAACAUUCUUACCAUAUGCCUGAAAUCUCUUCAAGAAAUUUAGGGAACAAUUCUGUUGUGGUAAACAAGGUCAAAAGGUUAAACAAAAUAUUACUGAUUGUCUACAAUACCCAAUAAGCUUGAAUUUGUAUGAGGUAUUUGUAACUGAAGAGGCUCUGGAGAGAUUAUGUUAAGGACUUUUACAAUUAACCCCAAGAUAUGUUAUGAAUAUUAAGUUGCUUUGUCUUACCACGUGAAAUACACCCUGCCCAGUUUAGGUUAUUUGCAGCUUAGAUGAAGGGCACUGUAUCAAUUUAUUGGAAACUUCCAUAAAUAAAUCAGUUAUGAAAGCAUAUCCAGUUCAGAUCACAUCACUGUCUAAGUAGCACUUGAAAUGCUUUUCUUUUUAUUACCUUCAGAUAUUUUUGUUGGCCUCAAUCACUGUAUUUGUUACCUAUUUUAUCAUCAAUUUUUAUGUAUACCUCUUUUAUACCAUUAAUUUAGAUAUUAAUUAUGAUUUGUUUACGGUAUUUUCCUAAAAUGUUUAUUUUCAGGAGAAAGAGAGAGAAGUUUCUGAGCUCAUUCAGAUCAUCAAGUCACUACAUGUAGCCUCAGCAGAAGAUCAAGCUUCCAGACCCUAUGGAAGGAUGGCAGAUUCUUUAGAAGAGGCCUGGAAUGACCUCAAUGUUCAAUUAGAGGGAAGGAGAAUACUUCUUGACACAUCAGUGGCUUUUCAUCACAGUGUAGAGAAGGUAUGAUGUAAAUAGAUGUGGAUGACCUCCAACACAGCUGUAUUGAGUUUGGGUGUGUGAAUUGACUUGUCAUGAUUCUGAAACCUUCAUUGAUACUUGUCAUAUGUUACUCUUACUGUGUUAAUAUUUCCACAGGAAUUGAAGUUUUUUAUUUUUUUUCACAAAUAUUUGGUUUAUGAUCUUACAACGCUGAACUCCAUGUUGUCGCAAUUUAGUAAUACUGCUCUGCAAAGAGAUACUCCUUUCACAUUAACUGAAAAAACCUUCAGUUCAUAUCACAUUUGACUUUUUCCAUCAACAAAGCAAUAGGAAAAAUUGUUACAUUUUGGAUUCCUCUAUAUCAGUAGGUAAAAAGCCUUAGAAAGGCCAUCAUUUUAGUUUUAACUCCAUCUUUUCACCCCUGACUUAUAUUCUGUAUUUUGAGUGACAUACUGCAAAUGGAGGGGGGUGAAAGGUCACCGGUCAUAUGAAGUGAUAAAUCUUUUGUAACUCUUACUGGAGAAGGCUUCUGUGCUCCAAAAGAGCAUGUGCAUCUGCCCUGAACUCUGCUGAGUGUUAUUAGGAAUUUUUGUAACUGUCAAGAUUGUUUGUAAGUUGACCUUCACUGUUUCAUUAAUUGCUUUUAGAAUCAUAUUUGGCUGAUUAGGAUAUCGGUAAUUUAAUGGAAAAGAUCAAAUUAAAUGUUUUCAUUUUUAAUGACAUUAAUGGCAGGCUUUGUGCAGAAUACUGAGUACUAUGAGAAGUUAGUUGAACUCAGCUUACAAUUAUUCCAAUUUUUUUCUUAUAGCAAAGCAUUUAAUAUGCUCAAUUUUCCUUAGUUUAUUGAUUCACAAUUUACCCUCUUAUUUUUCAAAAUUAUUCUUAUGAAAAGAAAUUGUUUGAGUUACUUAAUUAUUAGCAGAAUUUUAAUUGCUUGUGAGUCGUAUGUGUAUAUGUACUUACCUCUGACAGCUUUUUUAAGCCUCCAAUACAUAUUAGGUAUAUAUUAUGGUUCAUAUUGUAUUUGUCUGAUAAAACUUACAUUGCAUAUAGAAUGCAACAUUUACUUGAUAAAAAAAAUUUAAAAGGGUGACCCUGUAAGAAGAAAUCUUGCAUUGAAAAAUCUGUGGAAUGCAAGGUAACUGGUAUUUAAUGUUAAGAUUUAUGACGAUGAUACCUUUUAUGGGAUGAAAUCACCGCUUUUAAACUUGCAUGGUUAAGGGUUUUGAUCUAGUCGUUCCAUCUGUCUGUCCAUUUUACGAUAUAGUCCUUUGCACUUUUCUUGUUAUGGUGCCACAGAAUGUGAGUAACCAAUCUUUACAGAUGAUUUUUUGUGUAAUACCAAAUCUUGUCAUAUUCCAUGUCCUUCUGUUUUAUAGAUAUUAAAAGCUGAUCCUUCACAGCCUUUGUAUGUGUAGCUAAUUGGAAUUUAUCCAAGCAUCUAUGAUAUCUGAUUUGGGAAGUUGUUAAUUUAGGAAUGUACAUGUAUGUUUAGGUUUUAUAGAAUUAAGUUGGUAAGAAUUUUGAACUGCUAUUGAAUACAUGUAGCUUCAGUAGCUGUAGAUAAACUGAGCAUCUGUGUGGAUGCCUUUUAUCUCAGGGAGUAAUCUGGAUGCCUCGAUAAUGAAAACAUGUUAUCUACAUUUCAUUAGUGAUAGCCAUAAGGGGAUAUUCUAGGUUUAUAUGAUCCCCUGCAAUCUGACUUGUUAAAGUUUUGUUGAUAAUGGCCAGUUGAGCAUGAUGUUAACUUGUCUUUAUGUUUUAAAAGCUGUGAUGUAACCAAAGCUAGCUUAAUGAAGUUAAUAGUUAUGAGAGAAAUGUUAUAAACAGUCAACAUUUUGAUGGAUUGCAUUAAUCAAUUUUCUUCAUUGACAAUGUUCAAAAUUAAGAGGAAUUUUAAUAGCAUUAUACUGAGCUAAAAAUAUCCUCAGGUUUGAUUAAUUGAGAUAUAAAUGUUUCUAAUUGGAAAAUCUUCAAGGGAGAAAUUAAUGAACAAAACAUCCUGUCUGAACUGAGAGACAAAUGGUUUUAUCUUGAAUAGAAAAUAGUGCUGGUCACCAUCUAAACUGAUAUUUUCCUACUCUUGAGAUAUCACUUAGUUAUUGGCAGUUUCUUUGCUGCAUUUACAGUUUGAUUCUUUGGAGGCUUUCAGUUUCUUCCUUUUCUUAAUGAUUUCAUAAGUGUAAGGUAGCAUUAUGAAUUUUUCAUCUCAUACUUACUUUGGAUGAGACAUCUUCCUUAGCAUCUGAGAUAGGAUGAAGCUUAAGCUGGCCACAAGGGGCUGUGAUUGGCUAGUAAAGGCACACCCUUACAUAAUCUUGAGCAUCUCCCUAGAUCUGUCCAUGAAGUGCACAAACAUUUUGUUUUUUAGAAUCAAACUCCUAAACUUGAAUUUGAUAGAUUUGCUUUCUUUAUCAUUGCUCAAAUCAGUUAGAUCUAGUAUUAGUGUGACCAUCAUUUUAUAUAAUUCCUUAGUAAAUAAAAUGUGGAAGGUUUGUACCGUUUAAUGACUUUUUCAUUAAUCAUUAUUUUACUAUGACCUCAGUACUGUACAAUUAAUAAUGUUUUUUGUUGUUGUUUUUAAUUGACAGUUUUCUGACAAAAUCAAUGCCUCAGAAGAUGAGAUCAGCCGAGUCCUUUUAGUGGAAGAUGUGACAUCAUCAUCAUCAUUACUUCAUCAACAUCAAGAACUAAGAAAAAGUGUAUUGGAAUUAUCCAUGCAGACUUUAUCCAAAGGACAAGCUCUCUUGGACAAAUUACGAGAGGCCAGUUCACAUGCUGACAUUAACAAUCGUCAUGCCACAAAAGCAGCAUGUUACAGUGUGGAGCGUAUUCUAGAAGCACUACAGCACAGGCGACAGCAGCUUGAUGAACAGUGGAAAGAGAGAAAAAAAGUUUUGGAGCAGUGUAUGAAAAGAUGCAAGAUUGAUGAAGAAAUAAGAAAGGUAUCAGAAGGAUGUGGACCAUUAAAAGUGACUGAUCCAAAAUUGUUGAGAUAUUAAAUUGUUCCUAAUUCUAGUUUAUUGACAUUGAAGCUGAAUGGUUUGUGGUUUGGACCCUUGAUCCUGAGUCUCUGGAUCAUUUUCUCACUGGGUCAUUUGUGUUGCUGAACAUGACACCUUUUUAAUACUGAUAUGCUUAUAUUAGGUAAAGUAACAUAUAACUCUAACAGCAUUUUUAAACAUGGCAAAAGAAGGUGAUAUUUGUGAUCAUUAAGUGUAACUUUUGUUACAACUCAAUCUAACAGAUCACAAAAUGGCUUAAUGAAGAAGGAGAGGAUUAUAUCAGCUAUCAAGAUUAUGGAGACUCAUCACCUUCAACUCAAGUUCUUCUUGAUGAACACUAUAAAUUUGAGGAAGUGGCAAAGGUACAUUUGAGAAUUGUUGUUGAUUCCUUGGCAAACUUGUCCUUGGCUUUUCAUAACUAGUGAGUGCAGGAAUUGAGUGCGUAUUCCAGGGUGCUGCCUGUUGGUCACAACUUGCUGGCCCCACUAUACACUUCAUUCUUAUAUAUACUAUUUGAUCAGUUCUUGGAGUUAUUGCUUGUUUAAGUGAAGGGUUAGUGAGUUAUAAUUUCAAAGAAUUAACAAUCAGAUAAUGUGUUGUUACAUGCUAAAGAUGAGCAGUUGAGCAUCUGAUGACAACUUUAUAAGAUUUUGUAAAUGAUAGAAUUGAAAAAAAUGUGAUGGAAAAGUUUCUUUUUUGUUGGCAGGAAAAAGAAGAGGCUUGCCAGAGGCUUGCUCGAGAAACAGAAAAGCUUGUGCAUGGAAAUUUCAGAGAUGUACAGGAAACACAGCAAAAAAUUACCCUGCUUCUAACAAACUUGCAGUUAUUCAAAGAACGUUUGGAAGACAAAAGGAAACUACUGACAGAUACACUAUCUUUUUACAAGAAAAACAUCAGAGUAAAUGAUAGUAUUAGUUAUGUUUGAUUUUUUUUAAAACUAUAGACAUAUUAGUCAAAGCUGUCUUUAGCAGUAGUUUUAAAUUUUAAUGGCAAAACUUUCCUUUCUAUUCUUGUCUCUUUAAGGCACAUGAUAAGCUUGAUGAAAUAAGAGACAAAAUUACAGAAGAGAAGCUAACCAUUGAAGAUCAAAAGGAGCUGUAUGGAGCAAUCAAUGCAGCAUCUGCAGCUCAACUGCGAGAUGGAAAGAUACUGCAAGAGAAGAUGGCAGAUGGGAAACACCAACCUGUCAUAGUGAGAAUGUAUGAAGAACUGCAAGAGCGGAGCACAGCUAUGCUUGUUGACGUUGAACCUGAUCCUGCGGACAAGGAAUUUGAAGAUGUAAGAUUCUGAUCUUUAUCCAGUUUUGUGAAACCUGCAUAAAACAGACAGUCAGGUUGUGUUUUGUAUCAGAAGAAGGUGAUAUCACAAGAAAAGAAGGAGAGGACUCAGUAAACACAUAUCUAUACCAGAAGUGAAGGGGAAUGCAAGUAAUUAAUUAAUGACUGAUCAUUAGUUUUGUGUAUGAUUGGUUGAGAUGGUGGGGGUCUUAUUUAUUUAAUGUAUUGGAGAGGGUUAGGGUUAGAGUGGACGUAUCACUGAUCAAUAAUAUGCCAAUAUUUACCAUGUACUGUUUUAUUUCUACUUAGCUCUGUGGUUGGAUUAGGAAUGUUGGUGAAGACUUUCUUGAUAACAACAUUGCAAUGGGUGAUUCUGUCAAAACAUCACAGGAAUUUCUGUAUUCACAUCAAGAAAUGGAUUCUGAGAGACAGGUCAGAAACAGUAGCUGGGUAAAUUACUUGCUUACUACUUAUACCUGUAUUACCAGAUCCAACAAAACCUCUGGUAAUAGCACACCUGUGUUCAGCAAGGUUUUGCAGCAGCUUAUGACCAGGUUCUAGUUUAGAGUUUGGCUACUGAUAAGAUCUUCACUCAAGCCAUUAAAUGCACUAGUUAAGCAACCAUCUCAUUAUUCUUUAGACUGUAAAUGUUUUUUGAGCUGAUUAAUCAGAAAGCAUUUUCUAGGUUAUUUUUAUUAUUUUACCUGUAACAUGAUAAGCUUUUCAUUAAUUUUAAAACUUAUGUGAUAAUUUUACCAUUGGGGUUCUCAUCACAAAGGGAUUUCAGAAGAAGGAACAAAUCCGAGAGUAAAGAAAGAUGGUAUUUGUUUUGCCACAAAAGCUGAGCAAGAAAGGCACAAAGUAGUUGCAACAAUUAGUUACAGAAUUUCUACCUGACAAAAAUUUUGUGGUAUUCACCAAAUAUUUAUUUCUUUGCAGGUUUUUGCAGAUCGAAUGGCCAAAGCUAUUGAUGCAUCUAAUAUGCAACUGAAAAAAGAUAGUGCUAAAGUGAAAGAUAUUCAGGAUCUGUGGAUGAGGUUUUCAGCUCGACUUGAAUACCGGCUUAAGUUGGGGAAAAUGUACUUUGAUUUCCAUCGCCACAGACAACUGGUUGGUGCAUUAUAUAGCAAUUGAUUGUAGAGCAGAUAAAAAGGUUCAAUGCAAGUUUUAAGUUGCCUGAUCAAUUAUUUGCUUUCCUGAUAGCUGUUUGGGAAAUUGGAUGAGCUCUUCAAUCAGCUGACAAGUGAUGAGCCUAAGGAGAAUGUUGAUGCAUCACCCACAUUACUUGCACGACAAGAACAACUCCAGGAUGCCAUUCUUUCAGCAUCUGGACAAAUGCAGAGGGAGUCACAGGCACUUCUUGAUGAGUUGCGAAAAGUAAGUAGCUCCCAACACUAAAAGAGCUUUUGGCCAUGGUUUAAAGAGGAAAGCAUGUAUUGUUUUAUCUUUCUGUAGGAACCAAGAGAGGAGUGUUUGGACAGAGGGGCAGCUGCUGAUUGCAUACAGAAGUUUCUGGCAACUCUAGAGGCGAGGGUUCAUAAGCUUGGCCAGCUUUGGAACCUAAGAGAAGAACAGCUAAACAAGAACAGGCAGCUGAGUGCUGAGUUUGUGCAGUUUGAAAAAGACACGAGGGAGGUAAGAAGUCUUGUUGUUUGUAUUGCUUUAUUUGAACACACUAUUCAUGCCAAGGAAGGCUUACAUAACUCACAGUGAUUUAAGUGUUAAGUGUAAACUUUGUAGUUAUUAAGUUGUAACAGGAACCUGUCCUAAUCUGAGAGUUAUUUCCAUCUUCAAAUUGAGUGAAACUGAGCUUAUUUGAUAUGCCCUUAGUACAGGCCAAAGUGAUUUCUAAAGGACUAAAGAAAGCCUUCAAGUUUUAUUUUGCAAUGGUGUCAACCAUUGUAAAAAUACACAAUUGAUUGAUUUGAUGCUUUAAUCCAACAAAUCUACAUUUUUUCCCAUUUUGGAAUAUUGAUUGCUGUAAUGGUUUAAUCUUCAGAGGCAUUAAAAUCAAUAAACUACCUGAGAUGUCAUGUUCUAGGCCUUUUUUUUCUAAACAGUGUUCUAUUGUCAUCAUUUUAGGUCAUACUAUGGAUCAAAGAACAGAGUGAUACAUUUUUCCCUGUCAAAGUAGACUACAGCUCCCUUCCCAUUGACCCAAGAGAGUUAGAAGACAAGCUGCAAAGGUUCAAAGAUGCUGCAAGGGUAAGAAAUAGAGAGCAGUUUAAGUCAUUCUUUUCAAAUUUAAAACCUGGGCUCUACUUGGGGGAAUUGGUUGAAAGUAUAGGGAGUUGAAGGGCUUUGCUCUGUGAGCUUCGUUUUUAAUAUGUGGACACCAUUUUUUUCUAAACCUCACAUGCACCUUUCAUCAAUUUGUGUGAAACUGGUUAAAACUGGUCUGAGAAAAGCAGUAUAAGUUAGUCUGUAAAUGUUCAUGUAAAAUGUACAUAGUACGGGGUAAAGACCACCUAUUGAAAUUUGUUCUUCUUCACAUGUAGUUCUAAGUAUUAUAUUAUUAUUAUUUGUUAUAGUAUUAUACUGUUGUUCUUGGUUCCUCCCUCAGCGUACUGAUGAAGAUGUCCAAGCUCAUCUGCGUGCCGCAGAGGAGCUGUCAGAGGCAGAGGGUAGCUACAAAGCAGCCAUUAGAGUCAUUACAGAUGAACUUCAGAUUGCUUAUCAAAGGUUUAAGACCCUGCUAGCAGAUUAUGAGGUUUUGCUGUCAAUGUCAGCAACAUUUUACACUAGUGUUGAAAAAGUAAGUGUUGUAAUCUGUCCCUUUCAUUCCUAAUUUCUCAAUAGUUAUAAAUUUGGUCAUACAUUUUGUAGAGUUUUUGUACUGAGAAUUAGCAUUGGAUUAUGUAACAUCCUUGAAAUGGUCUUUUCUUUAUUCUCACUAUAUGUUUACUUGAUUAGUAUUGAUAUUAUAAGUAGAAAUUACUUGUUACUGUUGGAAAAAAAGACUAUCAAAUAAAUUUGCCAGGAAUUUUAAAAUGUAAUAAUUUUGCUUACAGCUUUCCUUAUUGCAUUAUUUUUGUUCUAUGUUUGCAUAACAGUAAAAGUGUCAUUAUCUUUAACAGAACUACUGACACUCUUCCAUUUCUUAAUGCAACCAUUAAAAAUACAGUCAGGAACAUUUCAUAGAUCUGCAAUGAUCAUUUCAAAGCUUGAACAUCCCCUCCUUGACAUUAGAACUUUUGAAGAUAAGUUUAUUCAAAUUCCUGCCCCCUUCCCCACAGUUAAAAUUGUGUUCAAAUGCCCUGCCUAAGUGCUGAAUUUGAUGGCAAAUUUUUUUGCAAGUGGCAAGAUCAGUGGCUGUGACUUUCUUGUGGACCUUUUCUUCAGAGCCAUCUGCUUAUGAAAUUUAACUCUUUACCUUUUAACACCACCACAUUAAAAGAUAAAAAACAUGUAUUCCACUGGAGAGAAUUUACAGUUCUGCUUUCAAUUCCCCACCCAGACAAGGUUCAAAUCAGGGCAUUAAUAGGUUGAAUGAACUCAUUUUGAGGUUUCUUGGUUGUGCUUUGUGCACUCUUGAUUCCUAGAGAAUUACAACAUCAGGAAAAUAACUUUUCUCCUGACUGGAUUUCAUUUCAGCUUCUCCAAAUGAUGGAUGAAAUGACAUAUGGCCUUCAAAGCCAACCCCUCCCCAGAGACAUCAACAAUGCCCAGCUCCUGCUACAAGACCAUCUUGCCAACUACCAGACAGUUCAAGACCUGUACAGCUUCACCACUGUUAGUGCACAGGAUGUCUUGAGCCGGGCUGCCACUUCAGCAGCUGUCUCUGUGUCUCGUGAUGAAAUCAAGGGCUUCCUUGAGAGAUCAGAAGGAAGACAUGAGGAAUGGAGGUCUCUUUGGGAGCACCAUAGGGACAAGUUGUUAGAAAGUGUGCGAUUGUGUGAAUUUGAGCAGGCUAUCAGUGCGGUAUGUUUGUAAACUCUAUUAGAAGUAUGUAAAGGCUGAAAUGUCUCAAUUACCUUUGGAAGUAAUUUCAGUUUUUACAAAGUGAAGUAGAUAACAGUAUGAGGUAUUUAGAAUAACCCUAAGACCUUUAGAUCUACAAACAUGACGCUAUCUUGCUCGUGACAAGACAAAAAUCAUCUUUCUCGAGCUUGAGGUAUUGUUUUUUUUUCCUUUUUCUUUAUUAGGGGAUAUUUCCUUCCUGACAUUUUAUUUCUGUCAACUCCCUUUGUGAAUGGAGCUCAUCUAAUUUGAAAUGCUUUGGUUUUGAUUUUAUGGGAAUAUUUAUUGGCCCUACUUCUUAAUGCUAUUUUAAUUAUGUUCUAAAAUGAAUAUUCAGUGUAACAGAUGAAGCUUUAUAAGUUUUAGUUUACAAUGUUUGAACUGGUUUCAGUCAUUUUCAUGUGUGUUGAGAUAGUUUUUACUCAACUUUCUAUCAAUAAUUAUUUUUAUCAGGUCAACUUGACCAUAGAGGAGCACACCAGAGAACUGCUUGCUUUGAACAGAAAGUUUGGAAUCACUUUACUUGAUGCUGUUACUCUGCUUCAAGAGUCAGAUUCAUUUCUGGAGUCUGUCAAGGUAGCUAUAAUAAUAAUAGUGAUAAUGAUGAAAAUGAAAAUGAUAAUAACUUGCUUUUCUUUCAAGUUGCUAUUAAGGGGAGAUUAAGAUUAAUUUUGAUAGGGCUUGUAAAUACCUUGGUGUUAAAACUGUCAGAGAGCUGAUCAUUUAUCUCCCCCAUCUGCUGGUCUGUUUUUUUUUUUAAUUUAUUUUUUAUUAAAUAUAGUGUUUUGUAGACUCAAUUUGAGGUACAUAAGUGCAUUUAAAAUAUUUUUUACAGCCAGCUGAUGUGGAAGUUGGUAGACUGGUAGAAGAAGCAGAGAAAUUGAAGCAAUUAAAUCAUCAUGAUGCACCUGCCAUUGUGCGACAAGUUUCUGCAAUGGAAGCCCGCUGGCAGAGAUUUUUGUCCAGGAUGGAAGACCAUAGGGCCAUGCUUGAAGCAUCAAUAGAGUUCCAUCAACUUUAUGAACAGGUUUGUUACUAGUAUACUCAUGUGUUUAUUAGUAACAGAAUUAGAUGAGAGGGUUGAUUUUGUUUGUGUUACACUAACCAUUUGCUGUUACAUACAGGCAAAUUUACCACCCCUUCUUUUACUUUUCUAUUACCCAUGUUCUUGGUUCUUUAACAGUUAUUUCUCCCAGUCAGAUUGAUUGUGGCCAUUUAUAGUAUGUGUUUUUCUUUUUAAUAGGCAACAGUUUGGAUCAGUGAUAGUGAGCACUUCUUGAAAACCACCCAAGAUGAAGCAAAAAGGUGCAAGACUGAGGAGGAAGUUAUAGACCUUCUGGACAUGUUGGAAGGAUUUGUUAAGCCUGGGCUUAAUAAGCAAGAGGCACGACUGAAGAAGUUGGCUGAACUCUCUGCGAAACUUACAAUGGAUGAGCCUCGCUACCAAGCAAAAGAUCUUAUGACCAAGCAGAAACACAUCACUACAAAGUUUGAUCUCAUGGAUAAUGACCUUUUUCGUUUAGCAGAGAGGCUCAGGGAGAGAAAGCAGCGAGGACUUCCUCCUAAGGUACAAAUCCAGCUGUUCAUUACUUCUUUAAGUACUACACAAGUUUCGUUAAAAAGUUAUGCUUAACAAUUUUUUAACCCAAGUACCAUUCAAUUUCACUUGUCAUGUAUUAUACAUGGAAUAUAUGAAUACGAAAUCUGUCAGUGAAAUCAUCACUUUAUCUUGAGAUGUGAUUCACAAUGUGUUAGUUGAAACCUGUAGUAUUAUCUGGAAAUUUAUACUUAUGUGAUGGCACGAUGUUUUACAACCAAUCAAGAAAUCCAGGUCCUAUAAGUGUGUGAUUUCUUCUGUAACUUUCAGGCAGAAGAGGUAACAACAGAGCGUGUGGAAGCUUACGAGAAAGAAUUGCUGGAGACCACUCCUGACACGUCGGGGUAUGAAAAGCCAAUACGUGUAAAUGUGUUGUCAUCAUUUGUUGAUGGAGUCUUGGGUAGUAAAAGACCUGGGGACCGGGAAGUAUUUGAAGAGGCUGGACCAGCCAAGCGUCCACAGGUUUCAGUGCGAGUGAGAUCAGACAAACCAGUUAGUACAGAAACAGAGCAAAAGAUCGAGCCUAUCAUCAAGUCAGAGAUCCAGGGUUGGUUUGAAGGUGGAAAAGCUCUGAAGCCAGUUGAAAUCCCAGAACAUGAGAUACUGGUUCAUAUCAGUGAAGAUACUAAGCGAGAACCUAAUCAGAUGGGUUUAGCUCCAUGGGGUGUAGAAGUGGUAAAGAAAGAUGUUACAGUGACUUCCUUAGGGCCUUAUGUCAGCACAGACAUUGAAGUUGAAACGGCCCUCCACACUCAAACAUUUCCACCAUCUUCAGCAGACCAAGCUCAGCUAACUAGAAAACGUGUAUGGAAAACGACCACAAGGGAGACCACUACAAGUAUCAAGCAAGAAACAAGAACUGAAGUAGAGAUGUUGGUGCCAGAAAAACCAGAAAUGAUGUCAAAUCUCUAUGUAUUUGGUGCUUUGCCUAGUUCUGAGAAUCUGAGUGUUGAAGUGCGGUCUAAGAAAACUGUUGAAAGUACACCAGACACCUCAGAAAAUACCAGCCCAGAGGAAAUAAACAGGGUGGAAGGAGGCAUGAAAAGAGCUAACGAGAACAUCUGUCGGAAAAUUGAAGACUCUGUAGCAAAUACCCACAAACCGUAAGUCCUCAAAAGGUUACAGUUUGUGAGAGAUACACAGUUAACUGUUGUACUGUUUGUCAAUCAUAGAUACAUUGUGUACGUGCAAUAACUGUUCUUUUUCCCACAGAUUGCAGCAUACUAAACAUGCUGAGCUGCUCAUACCCCAACAUGCUGGUUCAGUUCUGAUCUUCACACCACCAGAUACCCCACGAAGGGGGUCAGCUCCUUAUGUUGAUUCUAGCAAGCUACCAAAUGGCCACUCAGCUGAUGAAGGUCAACCGAGGUUUGAGUCUGAAGUGCAUCUCAUGACAACACCUAAUGACUUCAACUUUGAUGCUGUGGAGUUAACUCUUCCAUAUCCCUUUAUGAAUGGGGAAGCCCCUGCCUCAGACAAAGGAGCUAAACUGCGUAGAAUGAAUGCCAUCACUGAUAGGUUAAUUGAAAGUGAGAGCAAUUAUGUGGAUGACUUGAAGUCACUUGCAGAGGUAAUGUUUUUAUUUUUGAAAUUAGUUUCAAAAAAGGUAGAUAGUUAAGAUUUCUUGACUCUGCAUUUUUUAGUUGUGAGAGUAAAGUUCCUUGAUUUAUUUUUCAGGAUUACAUCUAUCAGCUUCCCAACGCGCCAUCUCAAUUGGCGGACAAUAAAGACACCAUCUUUAUCAAUUCAGAAGAUAUAUUCUUCUUCCACAAAGUGUAUGUUGUUAAUGUGAUUGUCGCUAUGUAGCUUGGCAUGUCUCAGUGUUUAGGAUAGGUAGCUGCUUUUGCUAUAUGGAAAGUGAAAAAACCACAUUUCAGGGCGUGAAAUUAAUUUUUUUUUUCUGAUAGCCACUUGGCUCCUAAAUUCAUCAAAGUGGUAGACAAUUCAAAAAAAGUUGGUCGCCAUUUUGAAAGACAAACAAAACCUUUUUUUUACGCUGUCAUCGUUCUAGAAUUUAAGUUAGGGAAAAGAUCUUUAACGUGCUACAAAGGGGACACUAGGAUGGAUGAUAUACAAUGUUUAAGCUCACCUAAAUCCAAGAUGGCGUCUAGCUAUCGAUCGAGAUGCAUCUGCUGCGUUUUGGAAACAAACUUAACGAGGAAGUUUGCCGUGGAUUUGUCUUGGCAAAUCUUUUUAAUUCACUAUAUCUCUAGGUAAGGUUAUGAUGAAACAUUCUAGUCGCCAAUUUGGCGACUAAUUUUCAGAAUAUGGUCGCCAAAGUGAAAAAUGUAGUCGCAUUGGCGCCUGUAUUAGGCGCAAUUUCACGCCCUGCAUUUAGUUUUUCUUGCUCGCGUUUCCUUCACCAAGCAAAUGCCCUCGAAUUAGACAGAUGUUGUGAGGCCUGACUUUGCGAAUAUCUAGGUAAAACUGAAAAUUUAAGUUUGACUUUAAUUUCAAUUUUGUUAGGAUCUUUUGUGACGAGUUGGCAAAGUGCAAAGGAAAUCCAUCAGAGGUUGGAAAAGUGUUCAAGAAAAGGGUAAGAGCCGGCUAUGCCAUCCCUUCCUAUUUUCUGAUAAUUAUCCUGUGGAAAAUCCGUAAUAAUGCUGCCAUUUUAGUAUGGCUAAGGACCUUUACUUUUUUUUCUACCCAGGAACAUGAACUUGACAGAUACAUAACCUUUUGUGAUGGAAAGAGUGAAUCAGAAAGCUUUUUGGAAUCACAUCCAAAGGAUUUCUUCAAGGUAGCUACAUUGUAAUCUUAUGCAACUGGUGUGUUUUCGCCAUUUUGUCUCAUUGACGUUUUCUAAAUUUUAUUUUACUUUAAAUUUUACAGAAAUGUGAAAAUGAAGCGCCUUCUCGUCCCAUAAAAGAACUCUUGGAUCGGCCAGUUGAACGUGUUUUAGAAUAUAAAGCCUUUCUUGGUGAUCUGCUGGAGUGUGGGGAAAAGGCUGAUGUGGAUACAGCUGACAUUGAGGUAUGACACAUUGUUUUAAUUGUAUUUUUAAUAAUUUUUUGUACCACUUCCUCUUCAUUUGUAAAUUUACAUAUAUAUUUGAAAGCUAAAUAUAGUCCUUGUGGUCGUUCACCCAAAUUGUAUCUGUUCAGGCUGGCAAAGAAGUAAUUGAUCGCCUUUGUGCAGAAAUUCGUCAGAAGACCAAGUAAGUGUUUCAUAUUUUGGUCAAUAUUAGACAGGGUGUUUACCUAAGAGCCCCCUUAUCAGUGCUGGUUUCUGAAGCUUCUACUUCAGAGCCUCCUUUUUGGUGUGGGUCUCUUUUUGGACCAUCAGCGUGAGCACAGGAUCGAAUAGAGUAGCAUUAUUUAAAAAAAUGAAUUUGUUAAUUCUAGGUUUGAGAUCCUUUUGGCUUCUACUCCCAAAGAAGUUGAGUUCUGUAUAGCAUUAGAAGACUACAGAGAUGACCACAACAACAUUUGCCUCAGGAAAGGAGAGACUGUGGUUGUUUUGGAUCGAGUGUCACACCCUGGAAUGUACAAAGUAGUCAAACUUCUCGCAGAUGGUUCCCAAGGCGAUGAAAUUUUGGUUCCAGCAACAGUUCUUCAGCGUAAGAAGUCCACAGCAGAAAUCAUAAUGCCUGCAGGUAAUUCCAUGCAAGUUUAUGCCAGUGUGAAUGACUGGUGCAACCUGCUCAAGGAAGAACCCUAUCAGCUUAACCUCUCGUCGGCACUAGCUGGAAAUGAUGAUUCAGUUGAGAGCAACUCAGUGCCAUAUCUUUAUGGUGUCUGCCAUUUUUCGGAGGCGAGGAUGUAGGUUUAAUUCACAUUUCUCUCUCUCUUUUCACAGAAUACACCAUGAAUCUCAGGUCUAAGCCCGGAUCCAAACUGCCAGAGGAGGUAGGAACGCACAUAAAUCGCAUAUCCGUAUUGACACAAGCCACGGCCUCCAUUAGAUUUAUCCGUUUUUGAUAGGAACCAUAUUUUUUUAAAUCGUAGACGGCAAUUGGAACACAUAUUAUGUAAAACAGAAAAUUUCUUUGUCUCCCACUGUUUUCGUAAUUGUGAGAAUUGUGAUAUACACAACGAGGAUGGUGAAGAUUAUUUAUUUAUUAUUGAUUUUAUUAUUUUUCCCUCAUACCCUUAAGUAAAUGCCACAUUAUUCCGGUUGAAUGCGGCGUUUUUCUGAGGGAGGUGACUAAAUAUGGUAGUUUUGGUUGGUGGUGACAUGGCCUUAUUUAACUCCUAAUAUGCACUGCUUUCUUUCCUGAUCGCUGAAAAGGUUUCGGAAAUUUUUGUCCUUGCUACGGAAAGAGAAGUUGUAGAAGUGGCACCAGUAGAGGUCGCAUCAGGUCUGUUGGUAACUCAACUCAUAAAUACACACGCAAAUGCACUCAUAAUACUCCUGAAUAUUUAGUGAAAUGUGAAUAGAAAUAGUAAUGAGCUAUCUGAAGAGAACGUAAAGAAAUACGAAUUGUGUGUUGUUUAGUAAUCAUGUCCAUUUGCAGUUCAAAAAAGGUCUAUCUGGCUGUUUAAAAAUGACAUAAGAAUUAACUGGUUUCCAAGCACGUGGAAAAUGCAUUGUGAAAAAAUGUACAUUUAGAUUUAUUCAGCUCAUAAUUUAGGCUUACUAUCUAUGAUUUCCCUUUCACCUUUCUUAGCCAAAAUUCCAACUAUGCCAAAUCCAACGGUCUACCCCCUUACUAGAGUUGUUUCAUGUUUUGUCUAAAGCUUAUACUUGCAUAUGCUCCUCAUAAUCACAGCUCCAGUUGCUCCAGUAUUCACUAUGCCAUUAGAAAAUCUUAAGGCAGCUGAGGGCCAACCAACACACCUGGAGGUUCGUGUGAGUGGUACCCCAGAGCCUCGAGUAGUAUGGCUUAAGAACGACCUUCCCAUCAGAACUGGAGAGCGCAUUCAUACUGAGAAGGAUGGCAAUUUGUACAGUUUGAAGAUUUCAGAAGUUGAUAUUGAGGAUGGGGGAGUAUAUACAUGCCGUGCUAAAAACGUAGCUGGAUCAGCAACUUCCAUGGCAGACCUGAAUGUUGAAUGUAAGAAGAUAAAAACACAGAGCCAUGUUACUGCACGGCCAGUCAAGCGUAAGGCCUUAAUGACUAAUUACUAAUGCCUAGUUUCUAAAAUAUUUAUGAUAAAAUAUAUUAAAGUUCACACGGCAACCAGAUGGACAGUCAGACAUAGUUUGAUGCUACUCUGGUUUGCAGAUUUAAUGAAUGUAACUGAAGAAGUUACAUUUAUGGUCUAUGAAUUUAUGGGUCUAUGAAUUGUAACUUCUUCGGUUACAUUCAUUAAAUCUGCAAACCAGAGUAGCAUCAAACUAUGUCUGAUAUUUAUGAUAUUUACUAAUUCUGGCGUGACGCGUCCAUAGGAGUUAACGGCUUAGUUUGAUUUUAACACAAGCUGAUAAAGAAUUUGUAUUGUGUUGAAAUAUAACGUAAUGGGAGUCUUGGUUGUGUCAUGUGAUUGUUGUGGUGGGUUUUUUCAACAUUUAUAAAAUUAAAAACUAACACACACAAAAAACGAUUUUUACAGCUGGUGAAUCAGAGGGGGAACUUGACGUGGAUGAUGAAACUGACAGCUCUGUUUUAGCAAUGUAAGGGUAUUGAUAUAAAUUUCUGUACAAAAUUAUUCUUAAUCCAGUUGCAGUAAUGUACACGAGUAAGCAGUGGUAGUCGGUAAUUUUCUCUUCACCUGGAUCUAUUCAUUUCGCAAAAGUGCAAACCAUUCAAGAAUUGUCGUUAUAUUAUUAUUAUUAUUAUUAUUAUUAUACAGGAGCUAAACUACAUCCAACUUUCGAUACUGUGCAAUAAGGAAAAUCAUACCGCAGUUUUAGUUGAUGUACUUCUCAACAACUGAGUUUGCAGAUUAUCUUUUAAACGUAAAAGAAUCUCUGUCGUUUACUGUAAUACACUUAUAGUACUUUAAUACUUGAGAUGAGUGUUUGAAAUAUUCAGGCCAAUCAAGACAGUGAAGCUAAGAAUAUGAUUAGAUAGUGGAAGUGUAGAAUUUAUUACAGAGAAUAUCAGAGAAUUCAAUAAAGGUCAGUAUGACAUUGAAGAUUUUUUUUAUUAUAAUGGUUGGGACACUAUUUUACAAGUUAUUUAAAGACAAUCUGAGAAUCCGUUUCUUUACUCUCGUACAGAAAUCUAAAUCAGCUACCCCAGUCAGUGACGUUAACUGUUGAUGGGCAAGAUAGAACUGGGUUUGCACCCAUCGAAGUUCAACUUCCUACACCCGGUGAUAUAAGUGCUUCUGAAAUCCAUUUGAUGACAGAGAGUAGGCCAACAUCUCGUCGAAGGUCUAUUCCCCCCGAAUUCACCACAGAACUUACAGACAAAACAAUUGAAGAAGGAGAUUCAGUAGAAAUGCAGAUCUUUGUUACUGGCACACCUCCACCUGAAGUGAUUUGGUAUAAAGAUGAUCAACCAAUCACAAUUUACCCUCACAGGCGCUUCCAUGCAACCAGAGAAAAUGACAUCUGUAGCCUAGAGAUCAAGGAUGCGAGAUGCAGUGAUCAAGGAAACUAUAUAUGCCGAGCGAAGAACACUGCCGGUGAAGUCAGAAAAUCCUGUAAACUAACCGUAAAGCAAGUCACUCCAACAAGCCCUCCUUCCUUUGUUAAACAUUUAAAGGAUGUGCAUAUUGUGGAAGGCUCUUGCACUCGUUUCGAUGUGAAAGUCACAGGAAUGCCAGAACCUGAGGUAGCUUGGUUUAAAGACGGAGUGCCAGUUAAACAAGACAAGCAUUUGGAAAUUGUUCACGAUGAAGACACGUCUGCUUUGAUUCUUAUGUAUGGCACACUAGAAGAUGCAGGUGACUAUACUUGUAAAGCCAGUAGUGAGGCUGGGGCUGCUGAAUCAUGCGCGCAUCUGUACAUAUCACCUUUACAAAUACCUGCCAAAUUUACGUCACAGUUAGAAAGUGUUGUGGUGUCUGAGGGAGACCCAGUCAAGCUCAAGUGCUCAGUGCUUGGAAAACCAGAUCCCAAUAUAAUUUGGUUUAAGGACCAACAGCAAGUUAACGAAAGUAGCAGGACAAAAAUGAAAGUGUUAUCUGACAACACAUGCUUAUUACACAUUCUCAAGACGGACAUGGAUGAUGAGGGGAUUUACACAUGCGCUGCAACAAAUUCUGCUGGAGAGGAUACUACCUCUACCACAGUGACAAUAAAUGGUAAAGGGAAAGCUCCGGAGUUUACCAAAGCUUUGCAAAAUACUGAGGUUUCAGACGGCAGUCCACUUUGUUUAGAAGUAAGAGUUAAUGGAAAACCAACACCAUUUGUAGAAUGGCUGAAGGGCACAAAGCUGUUAAAAUCUGGGCCACGCUUUGAUAUCCAAACAAGAGGAAAUACACAUACAUUUCUAAUUACGAAUUGUAGAGAUGACGAUGGUGGUACGUAUGUGUGCAAGGCAAGGAACAAGUUCGGUACAGCCUCUUGCGAAGUAGUGCUAGUGGUUGCAGAGGAUACUGUACCACCAAGAUUUACAAAGAAACUCUACGACUCUACAGCUGAUUCUGGUAACACCGUUGAAUUUUCUGUCAAGUACAUUGGUAGUCCAGAGCCAAAAGUCAAAUGGUAUUUGGAUGAUGAGGAAGUUUCUGAAGACGACGAAGGUAUGGACAUUGACACAGAACCUGGUUCAUCUUUGCUAGUACUAGAAGACAUAGCACCGAAUGACUCUGGGCAGUACAAAUGCAUUAUAUCUAAUGUAGCAGGCAAAGCAGUCACAAGUGCACAGCUCAAAGUGAGUGAUGAAGGUAAAGAAACAUUCCCAACCAGUAUUCAGCGGGUUGUCGAGGCUGUUCCUCCCCCAGUGGAAAAAAGGCUUAGUGGUAAAGCACCUAUGUUCAUUAAGGAACUUUCAACUCUCCGUGUUACUGAGGGAGAUGCAGUCCGGUUGGAAGUAAUAGUUGAUGGCUCACCCAGACCGGUUGUGCAGUGGUUUGUUGAAAAUGACCAUGUGGUAGAAGACGAGCAUACACAUACAGUCCAAGAGGGAAAUAAGUAUGCUUUGAUUAUUGACGGAACAGUAUUGGACGACGAGGCUGAGUACAAGUGUGUUGCCAAGAAUUCUCUCGGGUUAAUAGAAUGUACAGCUGAACUCUUGGUGGAUGAGAUAGCUAUCAAACCUGAAUUUCUAAAAGAACUGAGGCCAGUUGAAGUUUUGGAGGAUUGUAAUGCACAGUUUGAAGUGGAGAUUCAAGGAAAUCCUGAACCAGACGUUGCAUGGUUUAGAAACAAUGUUCUUAUUGAACCCAGUGAAAAAUACAAACCAAGCUGGACUGAAAACGUCCACAAAUUGGUUAUUCAUAAAACUGUUCUCGGUGAUUCAGGGGAAUUCGCGUGCCAGGCAAGGAAUGAUAUUGGUUUGGUUUGGAGUGUUGCACCCCUCACUGUUAAACCAGGAAGAACUUACGGGAAACCUCCAUCCUUCUUGGAAAAACCUCAAAGUACACAUGUAAUGUUAGGGGAUGUUGUUUCCUUCGAGGUGAAAGUUGAAGGUACGCCAAUGCCUACUGUUAAAUGGUUCAAUGAAGAGGGUGAAGAAAUUCCAAAAACUGGUCGUAUUUUUUCCUUGCCUAGUGGUAAAUUAGCAUUCAGUUCUGCGACUCUAGAUGACGAAGGAAUCUAUAAAUGUGUUGCUGUCAAUGAGAGUGGAGAAGCGUCAUGUCAAGUGGAGCUUUUAGUUAAUCAAGGAAAUGCUUGCCAAGAAACUGAAGAUAUUUCUCCGUCACAUAAUGUUGUUGUGGAACGUGAAGUAUCCCUUGAAGGUGUGCUCAGCGUUCUAAAGGAGGCAGAAACGCCGCUACCACCACAAAUCGUGAAGAGGUUAAAGGAUCUUAGUGUAACAGAGGGUGACACAGCACGUUUUGAAGUGCACAUUACUGGAGACCCUACACCUGAUGUAGAGUGGUCCAGCAGUGGUGAGAAGAUAGAAGGAAACGAGGAGACCCUUGUGGAAUGUGAUGGUGAUAUUUACAAACUUAUUCUGAUGGAUGUUCUUCCAGACGAUGAUGGAGAGUACACAGUCACAGCUACAAACAAGAUUGGAAAGGUGUCAUGUACCGGGAAACUCUCUGUCGCAGAGAAGAUUAAGAAGCCUUCUUUCUUGGAUGAACUGAGGAAUGUUGACGUAACAGAAAAUACUGAUGUACGCCUGGAAGUACGAGUACAAGGCACAGAACCUGAUAUUGAUUGGUACAAGGAUGGCGUUUUGAUCGAAGAAGUUACGUCCAGAACUGAAUUUGUUGAGAACGAAGAGAGAGGAAGUUAUGCUUAUCUCAUUUACGGUGCCACAUCAGAGGAUCAGGGCACCUAUCGUUGCACGGCGAUAAAUGAGGCCGGCCAUGUGUCGUGCGAAGGACAACUGACGGUGAGAGAAAACGUCACUCCUCCCAGGUUUCUCCAACGCCUCGAAGACAACUCAGUUGUGGAGGGAGGUGCUGUUGACUUGGAGGUAGAGGUCAGUGGCAGACCAAGACCAGCUUUGAAGUGGCUGAAAGAUGGGAGCAUUGUUGUUCCAGAUGAUCGUUUUAAAAUAGACACAGAAGGCCGUAUUCAUACAUUGCAGAUAACUCAAUGUAUGCUUUCAGAUGGAGGGAAAUACACUUGUACUGCUUCUAACAGUGGCGGCACGGAUACUUGCUCUGCUAAUUUGCAAGUCGAAAAAGAGAUGCACGCCCCAGAAUUUGUUGUUCGACCUGAAGGAGCACACAUUGUCGAGGGAAGCCAAGCCAGAUUUGAGGCAGUUUUUUCUGGUCUACCAGAACCCGAAAUUGAGUGGUUCAAAGAUGGAAAACUUGUACGAGACAGUCACCGCUUUGAACUGGAGUUCGACAGAAAUCGAUCCGCUCUUACUGUGAAGGGAGCAAAACAAACAGAUGACGGAGAAUUCACGUGUACAGCUACCAACCAAGUUGGGAAGGUUUCUUGCUCUAUAGAACUUGUUGUUGACGAGGCAGUUGUUGCACCUGAAUUUGUCAAGAAAAUGACAAAUAUAGAGUUAUGCGAGGGUGACUUGGCGCGAUUUGACGUUCGGGUGUCUGGCACACCUCAACCAGACAUAAAAUGGUUGAAGAAUGACGAGUCUUUGCGAGGGGAAUCACGAUACGAAUUUCUCUCCGAUGAUGACAUGCAUUCCUUGGAGUUGUCUUAUUGCCUGUUAUCUGAUGCUGGAACAUACCGCUGCACCGCCUCAAAUGAGGCAGGAGAAACGUCUUGCACUGGCGAACUCACUGUUGCAGAAAAGCUGUCCCCUCCAGUGUUUACGGAUGAGCCCUAUUUUCCAAGUUUGAUUGAAGCUGGAGGUGACAUCGUGCUAGAGGCGAUGGUUAGUGGUAAGCCUACACCAACUGUGGAGUGGGUCAAAGAUGAUACAGCUCUUAAGAACAGCAGUCAAUUUAACAUGAAGGCCAAAGAUGACAAACAUACCCUAACUAUUUCUAGUGCUAGCCCUGCUGAUUCUGGAGCUUAUAAGUGCAUCGCACAUAAUACUGCUGGAACGUCCACAAGGACUUUCAACGUUAACAUUGAAGGUAAGAAUGUCUGUUUCAAUGUUUAUCUUUUGUAGCAGCUUCCAUGUACAUGUAGCACAGAUAUUUCACUGUGCUAUGUCAUCCUCAGAUUAAUUUGUGUAUUUUAACAUGCAUUGCUCUAACUGGUGAUGGCAGAAGCGUGUGAGACCAGAUACCUUUGUAAUCAUUUCGAGUCGGACAAUACAUAAAAAUAUUGACCAAUCAUAUGGCUCUUUAGUGGCUUCUAUGACUUGAACUGUUUUUCAAACAAUGUGCUCUGUGGUAGAUGUUAAAUGUCGGAGAAGCUUGCAACAGUUUGCUUUUACAUGAAUUACACUUCGUUAGUGAGCUGCAAUCAGCAUACCGAAAACGCUCUACUUCGGGUAUUUAAGAGGCUGCUUCGUAAAAUGAUAUCAACUGACAUAAGGUUCUCUAUGUAACAUUGUAAGAGCAGUGGUAGACCAACAAAGGCCCAAGCAAAUAGAAUAGAGUUUAAUUCUGUAAAAUACUUCUUAACCUUAUCAUUAGUAAUCCUGCCCAGCUUUCUCAGCUAUUGGCUUCAAGGUGGCUUUUAUUUGUAAGCAUCUGAGGAAAGACCUAGCACUAUAUAAUUAUUUAAGUGUAUCAGCAUACUUUACAUAUAUUGUCGGUUAAAAGCAUAAUUAUAUCGCUCAACCAUUGCUCUGUGUGUACUUUGUAAUUGUUAUCAAUCAAAGGCACCUCCCUCACCUCAACUAAUGCUUUUUAUUCUGCUAACUGUACUUUGUACAUUCUGCCUUGGUGCAGUGUUUCUUCCUCACUUGUUGUCUGUGGACGAGCUAUGGCUUUGUUGAAGUCGGUCUUUGUGUAGGCUAACUGGCCUCUUCCAAAUCUUGUAACACGUUUGAUUCUGCUUAUCAUACGUCGUUCAUACCUCUGUCGUGACGUCUCGCAGACGAGCUUCUAGAUACAGACGGUCUACCUUUACGGAAAUGUGAAGAAACAAUCCCUUUUUUAUUGCAUAGCCUCAAAGCCGCACGGAACUGCGCCCACGUUUACAAAGUUGUUGGUGUCACCAACAGCCAUUGAGAACUCUCCAGUUACUCUGGAGUGCGAAGUCGUUGGUUCUCCUGAAAUAUUCAUCGAGUGGAUCAAAGGCGAUUGUCGAGUUAGGCAAACGACACGUGUUCGUACCGAAUUUGAUGGGAAAAACUGCCGUCUGAUAUUCUUACGCACAGAGCUCGAUGAUGAAGCAGAUUACAAGUGUAUUGCUAGAAAUGCGUUUGGCACUGCAUCUACAGAUUGUGAAGUGCUAGUGGAGGAAGAUCUCAGUCAACAUCAUAGUGCACCUUUUUUCAAAAAGAAGCCACACAACCAAACGAUAUCAGAAGGUCAACAUGCAACGUUCAGUGCUAUUAUCGGAGGAACCCCAGAACCCGAAGUCGAUUGGUUUAAAGAUGAAAAAGCGAUUGAAGAUAAAGGGAGAUUUGUCAUUAGAGACGAUCUUGACAAGGGAAAGUUUUCCCUAACCAUUGAAGAAACCUUUGUUGAGGAUGCCGGCAUAUACAAGUGUGUUGCCUUUAAUGAAGUUGGAGAGGAGUCAUACGAGGCAAGAUUAAGUAUUAUUCCCCUUGGAAAUAGAAGUGAACCCACCUUUGAGGUGCCUUUUGAAGUCUCCGUUAAUGCAGAGUCGGCCACACCCCUGAGCUUUGCCAACCAGCCAAAGUUUGUGGUAACAUCAGGAGAACAAGGUGCAACUAAGGAUCAACCUCGACCCACGAAAGAGAAGCUUACAGCUUCAAGAAAGACCGCAGACUUUGAUCUUGAACCUCCGCACUUUAUUGCCUUGCCGGAAGGUCUCAGUCCUUUUGAAGUGAACGCAGAUGAAGAUGUCACUCUGCAAGUGAGAGUAAGAGGUAAACCUCUCCCGGAGGUAAAGUGGCUGAAAGAUGAGAAGCCCCUGGUAGAAACAAGCAAAUUCCUAUGGAACAAUGACACAGAUAUAUAUACGUUAGUGAUCUGUGGACCUACACCAAGAGAUAAAGGAACUUACGUCUGUUUAGCAUCAAAUAGUGCUGGAACUGCCACGAGAAGUUUUGAAGUGAACAUAGAAGGCUACGAAGACUGGGUUAUGCCUUCAUUUGAGGAACAUAAAGCAAACCCCUUUGUAAUAUCAGAUGAUGGCGAUGUGACCAUGGACGUUAGAGUAGCGGGGAAUCCUUCACCAAGCAUUGAGUGGAGAAAAGAUGGUCAACCCAUUUUGGAAAAUGAACGGGUUAAAUUAUUUUCUUCAGAAGACGUUCACAGACUUUUUAUCAAAGGAGCUUCGCCAGAAGACGAAGGGAAUUACAUUUGCACGGCAACUAACCCAGCUGGAAAGUCGACCAGAACAUACACUCUAGACAUUGGUGGUGUUGGGCCUGAAGAGGUCAGAAGUCGCCAGGAAGUUGUAGACGAAACAUUAGUGCCUCCCAGAAUUGUAAAACAGACAGAGCUAGAGACACCGAUAAGUAUUUCUGAGGAUGGUGAUGUUAAACUGGAGGUUAUGUUCAAUGGAACCCCAGACGAAGAGGGGACAAAGGAUGGAAUAUUCUUACAGGAAAGUAACCAUUUUCAGAUAAACUCAGAAGUUGGAGUGCAGAAUCUUGUUAUUAAGGGUGCCAAUCAGGAGGACAAAGGAGUAUACAAAUGCACGCCUUCUAAUAAAGCUGGCUCCUCGUGGAAAACAUUUUCAGUUGAUUGUGAAGAAGCGGAGAACGUUCACCCAGAACAGCCUUCGGGACUGGAAAGGCCUUCUUUUGUUGAAGAUGAAAAUGUCGUUCCUUUUCAACUGACUGUUGAUGGAGAUAUUAAGCUUGCAGCAAGAGUUCAGGGUAGCCCCACACCACAAGUUGAGUGGGAUAAGGAUGAUGUUCCUCUACAAAACAGCGAGCAUAUUGUUAUUACUUCUAAAGAUGACCUUUACUCCUUACUGAUUUCAAAUCCAACUAUCUCUGACAAAGGAAAGUACACUCUUACUGCCACAAAUGAAGCUGGAGUUGGUACACGCGCUUUCGAUGUUAAAAUUAAAGGUAGCUCUUUAUCUUGAAGUUAUAAAGUGAGAGGUUUCCUUUUGUAAUUUUUUUAAAUUUCUCUAGUUUAGACAUUUCUCAUUUUCUUGCUGGCAGAUGAAAGUUUCUCCAAGUAAUAAAUUGGAUCCUUUUAACUGGUCUUAGUUUAGUCGCGAUUUGGUUUUCUCGUACGGAUUUGCCACGUUGUUCGCUAGUAGACAAACAUUAGAAAGAGAAUGAUACUCCUCUGACCAUCGGGGUGCCUCCACAGAUAGUACUUUCUCGAAUUCUUAUUAAAUGCAUUGAUCAGUUGUUUAAUUUGUCCAGUUUCCCCCAAAUCCAUCAUCUGGAAUUCUUGGUAAAGUUUGAUUUACAAAAAGAUGAACUUGGUACAAUUUGUUCGCCCAAGGGAACCAUAUGGUUGAUAUGCUUUUCAAGCUUUAUAGCUGCUUUUUGCAGUCGUCUAAAAUUUAAUUGCAGUUAUCAUGAAACAUGUUUAACUCGUAAUGAUUUUGUGUCAUUAUUACAAUAUGCUUUUUCUUCACCAGAUAGACAGUUGAUCUUAUUUUUCUUAGCCACUAAUUUGCUGAGUAAAUUGAAUUAUAAUGAAUGUUGAUCAACGUACAUGUCACAGGUGCAAAGCCAAUUAGUUCGUCGCCAGAAAUCACCAAGGAACUUGAUGAGGUAGAGGUACUUCAAGGACAACCAAUCACGUUGGAGUGUCAUGUCUCUGGAGCUUCUGAUGCUCACGUGAAGUGGUUUCAUGACAAUGUUCUUCUGACUGACAAUGAGCGAAUAACCACCUCAUUCGAUGGUGUGGUUUGUGUCCUGACAAUCCAACGCUCAAUUCUAGAUGAUGAAGGGGACUAUCUGUGUCAGAUAGAGAAUGACCAAGGUGUCGUGUCAAGUUCUUCUGAAGUGAUAGUGGACGAAGGAAUGGCAUUACCAAUUUUCAAAGAGCCACUGAAAAACACAAGUAUUACCGAAGGCGAGAAUGUCUGCUUUGAUAUCCGUGUUGUAGGAAACCCAGAACCAGUCGUGGAAUGGUUUAAAGAUGGUGUACAGCUUGAAGAUGAGGGCCGUAUUAUGAUAAUUGAUGACGUGGAUGAUGAUCAGCCAGAACUCUUCUCACUUGUAAUCGAAAAGUGUGAACAAUCAGAUGUCGGUCUGUACAAAUGUAUAGCUAUGAACGAAGCUGGCAAAGAUUCGUGUAGUGCUCAACUGCAAGUCACCUCUUCAUCAGUUGCACAGAAGAGUCCAGAUAUUGCUAAGAUUCCUGUGGAUGUCACAGAGGGCCAAGACGUAACACUGAAGGCUUUGACCAGUGCACAACUUCCCAAAGUCAUUUGGCUUAAGGAUGAUGAACCUUUGAUGCAGAGUACCCACUAUGAUAUUGAUGCUAAACAAGGCAUCCAUACUCUGACAAUAAGAAAUGCCUUACCUGAGGACUCUGGGAUUUACAAGUUUGAUACUAAUGAUGAUAGCACCAGUAUCUUCAAGGUCACCAUUAAAGGUAAUACUAGCAAAUUUGUUUUUCAAAGAGAAAAUCUUGUGUAUGAAAAACUCUGGAAGGCGGUUAUGUGCUUCAUUAGAUACACGAAAAAUGCACUGCGUCGGUGCUCGCUAUCAGUUAGUUUUGCAAUCAUACUUUUUUUUAAUAGUUCCACUAAUAAUUUACUUUUUCUUUCACUAAAAUAUUUGCGGAAGCUAUGUUUACUUGAAUGUUUUUCUAAAUUUGUUGAAGAGUGUUUUCACGUAAUUAUGGUAUUUAUUGAGGCGAGGUUUGGAUAGAGUUGCUUGAUGAUAAGGGUAAUUUUUCAGUCAAUAAAUUGGGUGUGGUAAAUGAAUAUCGGACAGUGUCCCAUUUAAACCUCUUACCUCUCUCAUUAAAUCUCAUCUUUAUUUAUCUUGAAGGGAAAGAUUCUUUAGAUGGCGUCGCACCGGAGGUCACAGCAGUAAAUAGUCCUGUGGAAGUACUUGAGGGAAGUACAGCCAAACUGACUUGUGUGGUCACUGGAACACCAUAUCCAAAAGUUACUUGGCUAAUAGAUGGUAGUCCUGUUGAGACAAGUGAGCGUGUCAUUUUUGACUGCGAUGGAGAGUUCUCAUCACUUCUCUUCCUAAGCACUGAGCUGGAUGACGAAGGAGAGUAUCAGUGCAAAGCACAGAACGAGAUUGGAUCAGCAAUCAGCACUAUGGAACUUCUGGUAAAUGAACUCAGUGACCUUGAAGAUCAGAGUAAACCAGAGUUUUCAGAGAAAUUGAAAGAGGUCAGCACAUUUGAAGGUGAUACUGCAGUCUUUAGCGUAAAGGUUCAAGGCUUUCCACUUCCUGACGUUCAGUGGUACUCGUCUGAACGGGAAAUUUUAAAAAAUGAGCGAUUUGUUACAAAUUCUACUGUAGAUGGUCGCCACACGCUCACUAUCAAUGACUGCGUAACUAAAGACAAAGGGAGAUACAAAUGUGUUGCAUCCAAUGUAGUUGGGAAGACUGUGUGUUCAGCUGGGUUGACAGUUAAGGAAAAGUUAAUCCCACCCCAAUUUUCAGACCAAGAUAGUGGAGCUCCGAUGUUGAUUGAUGAAGGAAGCGAUGUUACGCUGCAAGUUGAAGUAACUGGAAAGCCAAAGCCGUCCACUAAGUGGUACAAAGACGACCAACCAAUUAGUCGAACCAGUAGCAAGUACAAGACUGAUGUUCUAGGAGAGAGGCAGUCUCUCAAUAUUGUCGCUGCAACACCAGAAGACUCUGGAAUUUAUCAGUGUAGAGCUACCAGCCCGUCUGGGACAAUAACGAGAACCUUCGAUGUUAAUAUAAAAGGUUAGUUUUCGAGUCUGAAACAUUUGUUUUCCAUAUUUCAGCCGCAGAGAAUGACCGAAAAAUAAAUGUCAGUUUUUCAUAAAUUGUUCUGAGCGAGAGGUUUGGGAUGUCGCCAUCGUUUCUGUGAUUUGUUUGGAGUAGCACUCUGUGGUUUGAUCCUUUUUUAUUUUUUCUUUAUUCGAAAUUUAAAACUUCGAAGUAUAAAAUACAGUCAUGAUAGUCCACCUUGUUCAUUGGGGUGGGUCUUUCUCCUCGAGUUUUUUCGUUUAAAAGUAUAUCUCAUAGUGAGCAAGAGACACCACCUUGUGAAUAGAAGUAUUUCCUUACUCGUUACAUGAACAGCAAAACAACCGGAGGGCGAGUCUCCCAAGUUCAUUCAGCCCUUAAAGUCCAAGGAGGUGUUCGAAGGUAGUGCCGCAAAGCUUGAGGUCAGGAUAUCGGGUGAGCCAGAGCCGAAAGUGGAGUGGUUUAAAGAUGAACAACCAAUAGAAGAAGGUGGCAACUUCAGAAUUGAAUUUGACGACACUGAUGGCUGUACGCUCCUCAUCAAUUCUACCAAGACGAGUCAUGAAGGUCUGUACAAGUGUGUGGCUUCAAAUUCAUUUGGAAAAGCUAACUCUGAGGCAGAGUUGCUGGUUACAGGUUUGUAUUUAUCUUGAGGCUAGUCGUAAUGAAAGGUGAAGUAUUCUUUUGUGGGAGUGUGAGAGGAAGGAUUGGUCAGAAUUUGGGACAGGAAUGUAAAUGUUCAUGCCCAACAUAAUACGUGAGCCUGUACAUGUUGAUGUUUGGAACGACAUUCUUUCAUUUCAUUCAUAAGAUAGUUCGUAAAUUCGUAGAAUUUAAUUAAUUGGGCGGGCUUACUUUAUAUUUCCACUACCAGGCUAACGACAUGUUUGAACGCAUGGACGUGUUCGCUAUUCAACAAGUGCGAUGAAAAUUUGGUUAAAAUUAUUAUUACAUGCGUCAGCUUUGCGUUGAUCGAAGCACUUAGGACGUUUGGAGAGCAACAAGCUUCAGUUGCUCACGGCUGCACUUCUAGCGAGUCUGCAACAUACUUGGUGCUCUCCGAAGUUCGCGCGUACUACAUGUUUUAAUUGACGCAUGUUGACGUAGAGCCAUUUGUUCAUUAGAGUCAUUCUUGUAUACGGUUCUUUUCUUCUGUAGGAGACGAUGAAAAUGAAGUGGAGUCCCCAGAAAACUUAGUAACGGUGGAAAAAAGUGUACCGAUAAGUUCAGUACCUUUUGGACCAGUGGAAGUUGCACUCCCAGUUAAAGAGGAGAGCCUUCCUUCAACCUACAAGGAGAAACGUGAAGUGUCAGAGAAAGAGCUUCUACAAAGUAGACCUUCUUUUGAAGCUGUUCAGGUAUCCUAAAAUUUUUAUUUGCGUACAGACUAUCAGUCAAAUACAAGAGGGUUGAAGUAAGCAGUGCUAUUUGUUAGUGUCUUGGAACUCAGAACUUAGGCUCAAACUGCAGUCAAUGUAUUGUUUCAAUGUUUCAUUACAAUCACCUUUCGGGUAAAAAAAGGAUAGGAGCGCAAAGUAUGUCAAUUGAGUACGAUAUGGGAUUGGCUUGCUAACGUUUCAAACAUCUGGAUGUGGCGGAAACCCUUAUAAGAUCUCUGUGUUUGGGUUUUGUAUUCUUUUAUGGAUCAAGAAGAUUGUAAUUAUUGUAUCUCUGUCAAUUCAUUUUUGUAGCUUGUUUUACCUGGACCAGGAGAUGUGCCUUUGAUACCAGACACUAUUUCAGCCUUGGAAUACGAGCCAGUUCAACUGACACUGCCGGGUGCGGAUGAACCCAUUCUGCCUGACUUUAUGGAUGUUCCUAAUGACUUAAAGGUAAAUGAAGGUGCCAAGGUGGUUCUCAAAGUGAGGGUAAUUGGACAACCUGUGCCUGAAGUUACAUGGUUUGUAGAUGACGAGCUAGUGCAACCAAGUGGCAAUAUUUCUAUUCGUUCUGAUGGAGAUAAACAUGAGCUUAUUAUUCAUGAGGCAGAAGUGGAUGAUGAAGGGAUGUACAAAUGUGUAGCAAAAAGUGAGGCAGGAAAAGCUAUCUGCGAAGUGGAAUUGCUCGUAGAAGGUAAUUUUUGUAGACUCUUAGAGACCAGCCUUCGGGUUUCGAAGGAUGGAUAACGCUACAACCGUUUGCCUUUUGAAUAAACCUUUAUCCGUUGGAUAAGAUAGUACGUAGGAUAGCGUUAUCUGCUAUUUUAACAACUGGGCGUAGGCGACAUCAGUUGGAAUAAAGCCUGUGGAAAAUUGAUGUCAUUGAAAAACACAUCAAGUAGCGAAGUUGGAAGUUUUUUGGAUCUCAAUUCUGAACCAGUUAUCUUUCCUCAUGGUAUUUCGCAUGUAACAAUUUUUUUCCAUAGAACGUUUUUAAGCGUUUAAGAGGUAUGUUGUAAGUUACGACGCAUCAGAUCCAUUGGUACUCAUGAAGUUUUUUGUAACAAAUGAAAAAUGUUUAGUAGAGUGUCUUCUAACUACAUUUACAGAAGCAAGAAAGCCAAAAACAGAGGAAUCCCUUGAAGUUCAAAUCACAAAGGAGUUGGAGGACGUUGAAGUUGAUGAAGGAGAACCAGCAACUUUGGAGAUCUGUUUUGUGAGUCGAGAAAAACCAGCUGUUUCCUGGUUCAAGGGAAUGAAGCCUGUAGAACCGAACAAGAGAGUCAAAAUUAUAACAGAUGAGCAAAGCAGUAAGCUGAUUAUCAAGAAGACCGUCGGUGAAGAUGAGGGACUUUACAAGUGUUCAGUUAAAAGUGGGACUUGGGAAAUGAAUUCCUCUGCAGAACUUAUAGUUGAAGGUUUGUGAAUUAGGCAAACUCAAGUAAAUAAGCACUUUGGUCUCAACGAUACAAUUUGACCUGGUAACAAGUGCAUUGUUGACUUAACGCAAUAUGAUCGUAUACAGUACUUUAGAUGAGCUGUUUCUCGGUAUUGAACUCUCACAACCACCAAAUUCAGUACCGGUACCGUAUGAGUGCUGUUUGAAGUACAGAUUAAUUUUUGUUUGUUUUAAAUUACUCGAUGAUUUUUUUAAAAACUCUCUAUUUCAUUUCAGAACCAAGUGACGACGAAAAAGUGAUGUAAGUAAUUUCACGUAUUGUUUUUAUAUUAUCGUAGACAUAGAUGGAACCAGAACCUGAUAAGAAGUUGAGACAAAUUUUAUCAUAUCCUCUGCCUAACAGAGGCAUUACCUUUUAAACUUAAUUACUCCACAUUGUUUACAACGUUCAGGAUCCGAAAGGCAUUUUAUUUGAAAAUGAACGUUCAUUAUUGUUUUGAUCAGACUCAGGAAGCCUGUUCUGGUUCAAAAAUUUUCUGAUGGGGACAUUGUGGAGGGGGAAAAGCUAGAACUGCAGAUCAAAGUGAUUGGCUCCAAACCUGUCACUGUCACGUGGUACAGAGACGAUGAAAAGAUAGAAGCAGACGAUCACUGCAAAUUACUCUCAGACGACGAGAUUCAUGUGCUCAGAGUAAACCAAGUAGAAAUCGACGACGAGGCCAUAUACAAGUGUGUAGUGAAGAAUCCUGCAGGACAAGAUCAGUGUGAGGCACAAAUCCUGGUUGAAGGUACUGCAGUGUUUUUACCGUAUGAUGUUUUUGCUUAGGACCGAAAGAAUUUUUUUCACCAUUUGCAACUUGAUUUCUCUAUUUGCAGAAAAGACUGAUUCUGUGGAAUUUGUUGAUGCAGAAUUGAGUGGUAUGUGAUGUUCGAAAUUUUAGAAACGACCAAUGAAACGGAGUUCAACGUUCAAGUUGCACGGGGUGUUUUACUCUAAAAAAUACUCUUUGGUCUUUAGAACUAUCGUUGUUGUAAAUUCUUAACAUGACCAUGGUAGUGACUAAGUCAUCAACGUGCAACGUCUGCAAACAAAUAUAUUAAACGAAACAACAACAAAAAAAGCAAGCAGGUUUCAUGUACCCUUGGUAGUGGGCCGAGCAAAUCGGCCGAGAAAAAUGACUCCAGAGCAACAUGAGAAACUUUGACUGAAGUAAGCCAUUCAGUUGGCUAUUUACAAGCGUGCGCUUUAACUCGAACGUUGUCCUUCCGGCUUCUCUUUCUCUUUCUCGAAACCAUUUUGACUUAGGCAAUCUUUGACUUUCCGAAUUUUUUUUUUUCACUCAGAAAACGCUCCUCAUUUCAUCUCACGUUUGCCAGAAGAGAUAGAGGUUCUUGAAGGUGACUUAACACGGCUUGACUGUCGAAUAGGACUUGCGGCAGAAGUUUCCUGGUUUAAAGAUGACGAACCUUUGGAGGAGGACGAUCGCAUCACCAUUGAAAACGAGGGUGAUGCUUCUGCAGUUGUCAUCUCCUGUACAGAAUUAGACGAUGAAGGUGACUACAAAUGUGUAGCGCAAAACGAGUUUGGUAGAGCCAUGUGUCAGACUGAGCUAAUUGUGGAAGAAGGUGUUAGUAUGCCACUGAUUAAGGAGUCGCUGAAGAACCUUGAGGCCAAUGAAGGUGAUGUGGUUAAGUUUGAGGUUCGUAUCACAGGUAACCCUGAACCGGUGGUGGAAUGGUUCAAGAACGGGAGUCAGUUGCAAGACGAGGGACGUGUGAUCAUUGUUGACGAUGCUGAUGACAAUGACGAAGAGCUCUUUUGUCUCGUCAUUGAGGAUUGUGAAGUUGGUGAUUCUGGGACGUACAAGGUCGUGGCAAUGAGUGAGGCUGGAACUGCCAAUUGUGAGUGCAGCCUGAAUGUUACUCGUACUCAGGUUCCGCCGGAGUUCAAAGAUGAAAUGGAAGAGGUAGGAGCAUUUUAUUCAAAUGUGCCAUCGUUUUUUCGGAUUAUAGAUAUCCUUUAUGGGUAACGCACUAUCUUUAGCUCGAAGGAAAAGCAGAUGGUACAACAGGCACGAAAAUUAUUUAAACGUCGAUCAGUUAGCCACCUUAGACUUGUGAAAAGAAAUAUUAAAAUGGUGUGCUGAAAGCAGUCCUCUCCUUCCACUCGGUCUGGGCUAUUGCCCUGACAGUCCCACUGGGGUCACGGGUUUAUGUUAUUUUUGGUCCUUAUCCGGUUAUCCUUGAUAUGCCUUUGGUUAUUUAUUUCUUUUCAAACAUUCGUACUCAAUUUUCAUUUGUGUUACUGCCAGGUGCCUAUGGAAGGCUCUCAAGGCGACAAUGUGUCUAUGGUUGUGAAUACUGGUCGGUUACCCUCACCAGUAAUUGCAUGGUUCAAGGACGAAGAGCCAGUCGUGUCCAGUUCUCAUCUUGAGAUCUCACAGGACCCCGAUCACUCUAAGCUAAUGGUUCAUCAUGUCACCCCAGAAGACUCCGGUACUUACAAGUGUGUUGCAACUAGUGUAAUGGGUACAAUUACCAAGAAGUUUCUUCUUAAUAUAGAAGGUAACGUGAUCUUUCUCUAACGUUCUGGCAAGUAUUGAUCAGUUAGCGAGCAUAUUUAUUUGGUUUAUAAAAUCGGCAUUCCUAAAUGAACCCUCUUGAGCAAAGACAAUAAAAUACUGAUAUUGGUCACCAAGAGAGUGCUUUUCGUUCGAUGUAGGAAUCAGUAAAUUUCUGUAACUGCCUCGAGGGACUGUAUCGCGUUUUUCUUUGCGCUCAAUUUUUCUUCUCUCCGCAAUUCUGAUUUUUCCUCAUGAGAUGAAGAUAUUUAUUGUUGUACUGUUUAUGGUUCUGGACGUUAUUUUUUUUGUUAUAAAUGAUUGUAAAGUGCGUGCUUUUCCUCGUCACUCAGGAUCAGAACCUAAAUUAGAACAGACAAUAAGUACUUCCGACUUGCAAGCAGAACCUGUUAGAGAUGUUGCCGCACCGGUGUUCCUAAAAAAGAUGGAUGCUGUUGUAAUUAAUGCUGGAGAGGAGGCCCGAUUUGAUGUUAGAGUUUCUGGCGUUCCAGAACCUAAAGUUGUAUGGUAUCGGGGGUCAAAUGAGGUGAAAGAUGAAGGACGAUUUGUACACAUUGAUGCCAUUGAAGAAGAUCUGUUCACAUUGGUUAUUGAAAGCAGUGAAUCAGGAGAUGCUGGUCAAUACAAGUGCGUUGCUUCCAACGAAGCUGGUCAAACGUCAUGUGAAGCUCAGUUGAUUGUACACGAAAAGGAAGUUGACAAAAAACCUCUCAAUGAAAAUGUUCAAGGUACAAAAACUAAUACUGUCGAGGACUUAAAAUUUGGACACACCUACUAUACUAAGUUGCAUCUAGUUAGACGAAUCACUCAUCUGACUCUUUUUGGAGUUGAUUCAGACUCAGUGCUGCUUUGGGAUUAAAGGUUACACCCCUUACAUUAGUUAUAUGCAUUGUGGCGUGUCCAGUAGAGCAGGUAAAUGUACUAUUUCGAAUACAAGAGAAUUACUUACUAGUGUGUUAAUUAUCAUCUGUCUGUCUAUGAACUGAAAUAAAUGGGUAAGUUUCUAAAGAAACUGUGGUGCUGCGUCGGUGGGAGAGUAUAGCAGGUAAUUUAGUGUUAACAACUGGGUUGAAAACGUAAAUUAGCCACCGUAAAGGGUAAAAAAGCUGACGUUUCGAGCGUUAGCCCUUCGUCAGAGCGAUGUAAUCGCUUUUUUUAUUUUAAUUUACGUUUUCAACCCAGUUGUUAACACUAAAUUAGCUGUUAUGAACUGAAAUAUAUUGUUAAUGUAUGCUGAAAUUUAGUGAUAGAUAAAAGCUGGAGUUCAUUUAUAUCUUACAUAGCUAAACCACGAGAAGAGGCCCCCAACUUCUCACAGCCACUGCAGACAGUUGAGGUCAUAGAAGGAACUGAAGCCACUCUUAAGUGUAUGGUCACAGGCAAUCCAGAGCCUAACAUAGCUUGGUUUAAAGAUGGUGACACUGUGGCAGAGGAGAAAAGAUACAAAACUCGAUAUAAUGGAGAGCAAGCCACUUUAAAAAUCCAGAAUACAGAAUUGGAUGAUGAGGGUGAAUACAAGUGCGUUGCUGAAAAUCACCUCGGUUCAGCCUCUUGUUCCGCUGAACUCCUUGUUAAUGAACCAAACACUAUGCCUGAGUUUGAAGAAAAAAUGAAACCAGUUGAUGUCACUGAAGGAGAACUUGCAAAAUUUUCUGUGAAAGUGGCUGGUAAUCCACCUCCUGUUAUAGACUGGUUUAAGGGAAAAGAUAAAUUGAAGGACGAAGGGCGAAUUGAAAUCAUUGAUGACGAAGACAGUGGUAAUUAUACACUUAUAAUCAAUGACACGCUCUUAGGGGAUGCUGGGACAUACAAGUGCAUAGCUUUGAAUGAAGAAGGUGAAAGGUCAUGCAAAGCCGCCUUGGCAGUAAAGGAAGCUGUUACUAAACCUGAAAUAGAAAUUGAACCAGAAGCGACUCCGUUGAAAGUAGCAGAGGGUGAUGUUGUCAGUCUUAGUGCGAUCGUGAAAGGAAAACCUGUUCCCACAGUCGACUGGUGCAAAGAUGAUGAGAAGCUGCGGGAAACAAACCGUUUGAAGAUAGAUGCCAAAGAUGGCGAACACUCUCUUCUUAUUCUGGAAGCCAAACCUGAGGACUCUGGGGUGUACAAGUGUCAGGCAAAGAGCAAAGGUGGUAACGUGGAAAAAACCUAUCAUGUCGACAUAAAAGGUUCGUUGCUUCAUGUUAAAUCUUAUGAGAGUAGAAGUAUAUCAUUUGUAUUCAGGUAGUCGUUAUGAUGCAGGCAAUCUUGACACAGUUUUUUGCUGUAAUUGCAUGUGAAAAGCAUUUGAAACCCUUUCACAUUCUUUUCGAACGAGUUCCUGGAGCCCGCAUGUAAAACAUUCGGACUCCUCUUCUCUAGAGCCCCUAAGCGAUUUUUUACCAAAAGUGGAUGACCCCCAAUUUGAAACCCAAACCUCUAACGGAGUGCCUAACCAGUGGCAUUCGUGGCAUCAUGACACUUCUUCUACUUUUUUUACAAUUUAUCGAGAUUUGCACACAAUUUCUAAGUAAGGUGUCAUAUUAGCUGAAAGCUGCUUGUACACUCAGAUUUGGAUUUUCAUCAUUUCAUUUAGCCGCACCGCCCGAAGGUAUUGCACCAGUAUUCAUAGAGUCCCUACAGACAGUAGAGGUAGUUCAGGGGUCACCCGCCAAGCUACAGUGUAGAGUUACUAGCAAACCAGAACCAACUAUCGACUGGUUCAGAGACAACGAACCGGUGAAGGAAGACAAGAGGGUCAAGAUCCGUUUUGACGGCGAAUUGUGCACUUUGAAGAUCUUAGAAACUGAGCUUGAAGAUGAGGGCGCUUACAAAUGCUUUGCAAAGAAUGAAUUUGGAUCUGUUUCCUGCACGUCGGAACUUCUAGUUAACGAACCAUACAAGAAACCGGAGUUCACACAGAGAAUGAAACCCGUUAAUGUCACUGAAGGAGAGGCAGCACGGUUUGAUGUCACUGUGGAAGGAAAUCCAAUUCCAGUGGUGGAUUGGUUCCGUGGCAAAGACAAACUGGAAGACGAUGGUCGUUACGUGAUGAUGGAUGAUGAAGAGGCGGGCAUCUCCACACUGAUCAUCGAGGACACUCUUCUUGAAGAUGCAGGAACGUACAAAUGCAUAGCUGCGAACGAGGAAGGACAGGCAAGUUGUAAAGCUGCUCUUGCUGUCAAAGAGAAAAUGAUGACACCAGAGUUCACGGACGAAGAACAAAGCCUUCCAUUUAACUUUAUGGAAGGAGAUGAGGCACGCUUAACUGUAGGUAUUAAAGGCAAGCCUGUACCAACUGUGGAGUGGUACAAAGAUGACAAAAAGGUAAGAAAAACCAGCAGAAUAAGAAUGGACGAAAAGGAUGGCAAGUUCUCUUUGGUGAUUUUAGAUGUUACUUCUGAAGACAAGGGAAGCUACAGAUGUGAAGCCUCAAGCAAGGCAGGCACUGUCACUCGUAGAUUUGAUGUAAACGUAGCAGGUAAGGUAACGUUUCGCUAACGUGCAUAUUAAAAAGGGGUUGCUACCUUACUCAGCCCUUAAUCUAAACGUACCGUGAAAUAAGAUUGAAGUUGCAAUACUAGAAAGAUAAUUGUAUGUUUGGGGCUCAUAACGUUAACAAAGUGUUAUGCGGUUUGAUGAUUUUAACUUGAUGGAGUUUUUUUCUUCCCUAUUGAUUCAAAUACAUUUCUUCAUUUACGCUAGGAUGGUAACUUUGUUUUAGGCGGAUGCUAAUCAUCGAACCUAAGAAACACUUUUAUCAGCCUAGGCCCAGCUACCUCUUUUCAGUCCUCUUUUGGAGACCACCUUUUUCUUUCGUGAUCUUGCUCGCCGACGGUAUAAACAGUCGUGCGGUAUUGAUACACGAGGGGAGCUAUUUCCUUAUUUAAAAUCAAACAUUUACAAGAUGACCGUGAUUUUAGGCAGACUCUUUCUGCUUCUCUUACUCUCAACAUAUUAAGCUUCGUUUCUUAUUGUUUCGCAGAAAAGAGCCCGGAAGGAAAAGCACCGGAAAUUGUGGAACCUUUAAAGUUUGUUCAGGUCCUUGAAGGUUCUCCUGCCGAGUUAAAAUGCCAAAUAAGCGGACAGCCCAAGCCAGAGGUGGAGUGGCUCAGAGGCAACGAGAAAGUGAAGGAGUCCGAGCGUAUACAGUUUGUAAGUAAUAAUGAAACCUUCUCUCUGAAUUUCAAGGAAACCGAACUUGACGAUGAAGGUGACUACAAAUGUGUUGCCCAGAAUGAGUUUGGCAGUGUGUCUUGCUGGGCUGAAUUUCUUGUAAACAAACCAGCUGCAAAACCGGAGUUCAGGGAGAAAAUGAAGCAUGUCACUGUCCAGGUUGGUCAACAAGCCAGGUUUGAUGUGCUUAUUACGGGAGUACCCAGGCCACAAGUUGAUUGGAUGAAAGACGGUAAGAUAUUGGAAGAACCAGCUGAGCGAUUUACUUUUCUGGAUGAUGAGGAUGAGGAAGAUGAAGGGCGCUCCUCACUUACCAUUGAGGACGUAAAACUAGAAGAUGCUGGAAAAUACGGAUGUCUUGCACUCAAUGAAGAAGGUGAAGUAUUCUGCGAGGCCAACCUUUUAGUGCAAGAGACCCUGAUUGCCCCUGCGUUUGUUGACGAAGCUGAAAGUGCCCCAAUUCUUGCUGAAGAGGGAGGUGACAUCAAUUUGAGUGCAGAACUGAGGAAAAGCCAACCAGAACUGAAAGUUGAAUGGCUCAAAGAUGACAAAACAGUCAAAGAGGAUCAACGUUUGAAUCGUUUUGUCAUAGAGGACACACACAUGCUGAAAAUUACGGGGGUUGUCCCAGAAGAUUCUGGAUUGUACAAGCUUAAGGCUAGUGGCAAAGCAGGCUCUGUAGAGAGGGAGUUUGAUGUACAAAUUUCAGGUAUUGUGUCUAGCUGCAGUGUGCAUUCUCUGGCACCAAAUUAUAAUCACUAGCCAAUCCCAGCUGAGCUCUGUCUUUAUUAUCAUAACAUACCCAAUCCGUAAUCACCUAGUAAGCAUCUCGGUUUUCUGUUGCAGGAGCAAAUGGGUGAAUAUCUGUUUCUCUGAACUUUUAAGCUACAUUCCAAGGCAUAAUUAUUUGUGACACUUCCCAAGAACAACUUUCAUGUUGUUCUUUAACCCCUUUCCCUCUUCCUAUGAUGUUAAUUGCCACUGUCUCUGCCAUCUUCUUUGUCUCAACCAUGGUGUCUGGGGUGUAAACCUGCACGACACUAACAGACAGACAGGCCGACAAACUAAAAGACAGGUAGGACUUGCUUGUUUCAUAAAAAAAACCUUAAAAAAUCUUUUGACUUUACCUUAAUAGCCAAGCAGCCAGAGGGCGAUGAACCACAAUUUACAGAGCCCUUACAAGCAGUAGAAGUGAAAGAGGGCGAUGAGACUAAACUUCAUUGUACAGUUACCGCUGAACCACCCCCGACCUUUGAGUGGCUAAAAGAUGGAGUUCGAGUGAAAGAGAGCAGAAGAGUUAAAGUGGAUAGUGAUGGGAUGACAUCCUCUCUCUCUUUUAAAGACGCGAGGCCAGAUGACAAAGGAGAAUACAAAUGUGUUGCCUCUAACGCAUUCGGUUCUGCUUCGUGCACAGCAGCGUUGAAAGUGAUGGUUCUAUCUAAACCAGACUUUAAAGAGAAAUUGGGAGGGGUUGAAGUAGUUGAGGGUGAUUGUGCCAGCUUUGACGUUGUUGUAGUCGGUUAUCCUGAACCGUUUGUUGAGUGGUACAGAGGGACCAUAAAACUACAGAAUGACGAGCGCACUGAGAUCAAAGAGGUUAAGGAUCUUGCCCGUUUUUCUCUUACCAUUAAGGAUGUUAGUCGUGAUGAUGCUGGGAUCUAUAAAUGCGUGGCCUCCAAUGAAGCUGGAAAGACCACAGUACGUGGUGAGCUCUCUGUGAAGGAGAGGCUGUUUGCUCCUGAAAUUCCUGAAGGACAGGAAGAGGCUCCCAUUACAGUUACAGAAGGCGAUGACUGUAAUUUGAAUAUAACAAUCGUUGGGAAGCCGAAACCUGACGUGAAAUGGUACAAAGACGAUAAACCCCUUCGCGAGAGUACAAGGCUUGACAUCAAAGCGCGUGGAGAUAAACACUCUGUAGUGAUUCUUGGCAUCCAGACGAAUGACUCUGGUGUUUAUAAGUGUGAAGCCAAGAGUAAGAUGGGAACUGCAACCAGAAAGUUUGAUGUCAGAGUACGAGGUAUGUUACCUUUGUUCCUGGAAUCGUUGACGUUUUUUGCCUCCGGAAAUCCAUGUAACUGAAACUAUGACCAUAUAAGGUGUGCAGGAUAGCCAGAGCUUUAUCGCAUAUUUUCUUAAUUGGCCUAUGUCCUCCCAGAACGUUUAAUGUCAGAGUACGAGGUAUUUUACCUUUAUUCCUAGAAUCGUUGACUUUUUUUGCCUCCGGAAAUCCAUUUAACUGAAACUAUGACCAUCUAAGGUAUGCAGGGUUGCCAGAGAGUUUUGUCACAUAUUUUCUUAAAUGGCUUAUGUCCUCCCAGCGUCUCAAGUAACAUGCGUUAACAUGCGUUAACAUGCUUGCGACUGAAAUGGUUAUAUCCUUCAUGAGUUUUUACAAAAAUAGGUAUUGUAUUAUUGUAACACAAUGCCCUUUUUUGCCUGUGUUUUUUCCUUGACAGCCGAGAAACCGAAAGGAAUAGCACCAGAAAUCUUAACACCCCUCCAAAACCUUACAGUUGUGGAAGGUAAACCAGCAAACUUGGAGUGUGAGGUAAAAGGAGAACCACAACCCAAUAUUGAAUGGUUUAAAGAUGGCGAGCAAGUGAAACAGUCGGAGCGCAUCAACUUGAACUUUGAAGGCAAUUUUGCUUCUUUAUCGUUCAAACCAGCUGAGCUUGACGAUGAGGGUGAGUACAAGUGCGUGGCUCGUAACGAGCUCGGCAGUGCGUCAAGCGAAGCAGAGCUUCUGGUGGAAGAAGCUGAAACCAAACCAGACUUUAAAGAGGAGCUGAAGAAUAUCAGUGUCUUGCCAAGGGCCGAAGCCAGGUUUGAUGUGCGUGUUGUGGGUGUACCGCCACCAGAAGUUGACUGGUUUAAGGGAAAACAAAAGAUCGAAGAUGAGGGUCGCUUUAUUUUGAUUGAUGACGAAGAGGACGACCUGUUUUCUUUAGUGAUUGAAGAGGCAAGGCCAAGUGACAGCGGUGAAUAUGAGUGUGUUGCAUUCAAUGAAGUCGGUGAAGUUUCAUGUAAAAGUAAAUUAAUUGUUGGAGAAACGCUGAUCCCACGAGAAGAGGCUGAGGAAGCUGAAAGUGCGCUGCCUGCGGUUGAAGAAUCCAUCACUGUACCCGAGUCAGCUGCCAAGGUCGAGAGCGCUCUUGUUAUGGAACAGGAAGGAGGGGAUGUGACAGGUAGUUAAGAAAAAAACAGCAUUUUGACAGUAUGUUCGUGUGUGUUGCUUUCAUUUAAAGGUAGCCCUUCCAAACCAUCAGUGAAUAUUCUACAGUGUGAGGUUAAUUUAUCUGAAAUGUUGCGCAUGUGGAUUGGAGGUCCUUUCGUGUAGUCUCACCAUUGCAAUACAUCUACUGUUUCUGUGAAGAUCCAUUUGAAAAAAAGAGACAACCCAUCGGAAGGCUUUGUUCCCAAAGACACUUUUGAAAGGGAAAUAGCUACCUUUUAACGCCUUACUCGUUUCUUUUCAACAUUUAGCAUCUGCUAAUUAUCUGCAUGUAUUUACUGUUGUUGUUUUUCUUGGUUUUUCUUCAUACGUGCAUUCCAUUGUAGUGGUAGGUUUCUUUUAUUCUUUCCAUUAACGCGUGAGUAUCAUUCUUAAACCUUCGUUCACAUCAAUGAAGGGAUCUUUUGUAAUUUUGCUGGUCCUCUUUAUUAUUUUUGUUUCUUUAAAAAGUAGCUAAGAAACCAGAAGGAAAAGCACCGGUAUUUUCUGAAUCUCUUCAACCCGUGGAGGUAAAGGAAGGAAGUGAUGCCAAACUACAGUGCACUGUGACUGCUGAACCCAAACCUAACAUCGAGUGGUUUAAAAAGGGAGUGCGGAUGAAGGAAAACAGACGGGUCAAGUUUGAAAGUGAUGGCAACUCCUUUGCUGUAACAAUUAGGGAUGCCAGAUCUUUUGAUGAAGGAGAAUACAAGUGCGUGGCUACCAAUGAGAUUGACUCAGCAUCCUGUGCGGCCACUCUAACAGUGCGAGUCGUAGCUAAGCCAGAAUUCAAGGACAAACUCAAAAGAGUCGAAGUGAUGGAAGGAGACUCUGCGCAAUUUGAUACUCGAGUAGUUGGUUACCCUGUGCCUGAGCUACAGUGGUUUAAAGGGAUUAGUAAGCUGAAGAGCGAAGGUCGAAUUGAGUUUAAAGAGAAUUCUGAAGACAAUAUGUUUUCACUUGAAAUCCGUGAUACCCAGCGUGACGAUGCUGGGAUGUACAAGUGUGAAGCCUCAAACGAAGGGGGUAAGGUGUUUUUUUUUUUUCGUUAUGUUCAACUUUAAAAUUUUGUGCACAUCUGUGCGCGUCUGUCUAAAAUCAGUCUUAACGAGUGAUUGGCGUCAGAGAUUCCGCGCAUUUGUUCUGGUAACGGAGAUGUAUGCUUUGUUAUGUAUGCACUUACAUCUGUAAUCGCGCGCUUUUUUUAUGAAUGAUUGUCGACCAAUAUAGACCCGUUAAUUUGCUAAUAGUUACUUAGGGCGAAGUCAUAUAAAAGAGAUUUAACGCUAAUUCUUCUGAUCCAGGUAAAACCACAUGCCGAGCGGACCUCAUAGUAAAGGAGAGGCUUUUCGCCCCCGAAAUUUCAGGAGACCAAUCUGAGGCUCCCCUUACUGUGACUGAAGGCGGAGAAGUUAGUUUGGAUGUCACAAUCAACGGAAAACCAAAACCUGACGUGAAAUGGUACAAAGAUGACAAACCCCUUCGCGAGAGUACCAGACUAGACAUUAGAGCACGUGGAGAUAAACACUCUGUGGUGAUUCUUGGCAUCAGGGCGGAUGACUCCGGUGUUUACAAGUGUGAAGCUAAGAGUAAGAUGGGAACUGCCACCAGAACGUUUGAUGUCAGGGUACAAGGUAGGACUCUUUUAACCACAAUGACGUAAUUUUUCCGACUGUAAUUGAACGUUGUUUGAACCUUUUAGGUGAAACUUCUUUUAAACAAGAGAUACUUCCCUCCACAGCUCUCUCUUUUUAGCGCACUUCUUAUUUCUGAAAUGGAAGAAUUUUCAAAUGUGAUUUUGGUGUAUGCGUUUUGAGAGGUUUAUGAUUUUGAGAGAAGCUAGAGUCUCUUCUUCACAAUGAUAAGGCGCACUAAAAUCGUCACUUAAACAUUGUGGGCUGGCUAUGUAGACGAGUUCUAACCCAAACCGCGGUUUUACACAAGUAGUGAGCCUUACAUAUUCUCUAUAAUGAGAGUUGUUUUCAUUAAAUGAUUGUCCUUCCAAUGCUAGUUUUGGGCCUUCUUGACAACGUGCACAGUUUAGGACGCGGUUUUUUUAAAAUACGGCUAAACUUUUUUUUUUUAAAUAACCGGCCUUGUAUUUCACCUUAGCACCAGCCUCUGAAUUUUUACUGCGACUAGCAAUUCAAAAUAGGACCUGCAGGAAUGUCAGACGUUUCUGGCCCAUUCAAUGUUUAUUGUUUUAUGAUAUUAUAAUCACUACAUUGUGAUAUAUACUUCAGUAAUUACUAUAUUUUUGUUUACACCCUCAGCUGAGAGGCCUAAAGGAAGUGCCCCAGAGUUUACCUUUCCUUUGCAAUCAGUUGAAGUAUCCGAAGGGACCAAAGUGAAACUUUCCUGUACUCUGAAGGGGACUCCGCAACCAACCAUCCAGUGGCUUAAAGAUGGAGAACCAUUAGAGACCAACAAACGAGUUACAGCUGACUUUGAUGGAGAACUUGCUUCUUUGUCAUUUAGUGCAGCGGAACUUGACGAUGAGGGUGAUUACAAAUGUAUUGCUCAAAAUGAGCUGGGUGCUGCAUCCUGCUCUGCAGAACUUCUCGUAAACGAAGCGGAUAGUAAACCAGAAUUUACCGAAGCCAUGAAGGACAUCGAAGUGGCUGAAAACAAAGAAGGAAGGUUUGAUGUGCGUGUAACAGGAUAUCCUAAACCAGCUGUGCAAUGGCUUAAAGGAGCUGACAAGAUCGAAGAUGCUGGAAAAUAUAUUUUGAUUGACGAUGAGGAAGAUGAUCUCUUCUCUCUUGUAAUUGACGAUGUUUCCCCAGAUGAAGCCGGUACUUACACCUGCAAAGUAACUAAUAACGUUGGAGAGGCCGCCUGCGAAGCUGAACUUAAACUAAAGGAGAGUAUAGCGGCCCCUGAAUUUGCUGACGAGGAGGAGACAGGCCCAAUCACAGCAGUUGAAGGUGACGAGGUGACAUUGUCUGUUGCCGUAAAAGGCAAACCUCGUCCUGAUGUCGAGUGGUUCAAAAAUGAUAAGCCACUGAAAAAAACAAGUCGUCUGGACGUAAGAUCCCGAGACGACAAGUUCUCUUUAAUUGUUAUGAAUGUCUCACCAGAGGACUCUGGCCUUUACAAGUGUGUGGCUAGCAGCAGGGUUGGACGCGUUAUUAGAACAUUCCAAGUGAAUGUCGAAGGUAAGAUAUUUCUUUUUUCGCAGUACUAUGAUGUAAAUACUUUUUCAGAGCUGGAGAGAAUUUUAAACACGGUGUAAGGGAAUAAGAAAUCACUGAAAAUGACAUUCAUGGCUUUCUCUGGGGGGGGGGGGGCAUUUGGCUUUCAGUCCAGUGUUAAGAAAAAAGUAUUCAAAGCAUCCAGUCAGUGAUAACAUGUACAAAAGUUUUCCUUUCAGGAAAAAAAGCAAAGAAACCUAAAGGAGUGGCACCACAAGUUACACAGCCUUUAAAAGCAACGCAGAUUGUAGAGGGAAAUCCUGUAAGACUGAAAUGUCGCAUGACUGGAUCACCAGAACCCACGGCAGAGUGGUUAAAAAAUGGAGAACAAGUCGAACUUAGUCAAAGGAUCAAAGCUGAUGUAAUAGGCGAUAUGUGUCAAUUGUCCUUCGCUGAAACGCAAGAAGACGAUAGUGGAUCUUAUAAAUGUGUCAUUAAAAACGAUCUAGGGUCGACUUUUUCAGAAGCAGAACUUGUCGUGACCAAACCAAUUGUAGCGCCCAAAUUUAAGGAAAAGCUAAAAAGUUUACAGGUGAAUGAAGGCGAACAAGUUCAGCUUGAUGUACGGGUUAGCGGAAAUCCUACGCCGAACGUUUCUUGGUUCCGUGGACCUCAAGCUAUCAUUAACGAAGGGCGAUUUAUUGUGAAAGCAGACGACGGGGAUGAAUUAUAUUCUCUAAUAAUUGAUGAAACAACUUUAGAUGACAGUGGUACUUACAAAUGUGUUGCGUCUAACGAGGCAGGAAAAGCCACAUGUCGUGGGGAAUUAGAAGUUAAUGAAAAGCUUACGGCUCCAGAAUUUGCAGGCGCGUUCAGUGACGUUCCAGUUAUCUUCAGAGAAGGGGAAGAAGUUUCGAUGGAAGUUACAAUACGAGGAAAACCUGCUCCUGACGUUGAGUGGUAUAAAGAUGAACUUAGUGUCAGAAAGUCAUCAAAUAUGACCACCCUGGUCAAAGGAGAGAAACAAACACUUCUCAUAUACAACGCCAAGCCAGCUGAUUCUGGAGUGUAUAAAUGUGUGGCAAAGAGUAACAUGGGAACAGCAAUGCGGACGUUUAACAUCACCGUAGAAGGUUAGCUAAUUUCAGAUAAAAAUGAGUCAUACAAACAUAGGGUCCAUCUUAUAUUUCUUUAUCUACUGUGAAGGACUCAAAACUAGCUAAGUAAUCCCUUGAGUCCAUAUUUUUUUAAGGCGAUGGUGGUAAACGCUACAAUUCUUGUAUCACCAACUCCAAAUCUGUGGAAAAAGAAACAUCUCUCAACCUCAAUAUUCCUAACUCUUUCCUUUUUCUUAACUAGCCAAAAAACCCAAAGGCUCAGCGCCGGAGUUUUUCAAGCCUCUAAAGAAAAUAGAAGUUGUUGAAGGCAGUAGUGCUAAAUUAGAGGGCUGGGUUCAUGGAAAGCCAGAACCAAGUAUCGAAUGGUACAAAGACGAUGAACUUGUCACAUCUAAUAGACGAGUGAAAACCUACUUCGACUCGGAAGUUUGCAGACUGACAAUUUCUGAUACUGUUGCUGAUGACGAAGGGGAAUAUAAAUGUGUAGCAACCAAUGAACUUGGCAGUGUGUCGUGCUCCGCAGAGCUGCUUGUUAAUGAAGCUAUUAUAAUACCAGAGUUUGAGGAGAAAUUGAAGCACACUGAAGUUAUUGAGGGUGAUACCGCGCGAUUUGAUGUCUGCGUGGUUGGCAAUCCUAAGCCUGUUACUGAAUGGUCAAAGGGUGGAAAAGCUAUCGUCAGUGGAGGAAGAUUUAAAAUUGUGUAUUCUGAGGACAGCAAUGUACAUUCCCUUUUUAUUGAGAAUGUGUCAUUAGAUGACUUCGGAAGCUAUAAAUGCGUUGCGUCUAACGAAGCUGGAAGAAUGCAAUGUUCUGCACGGCUUGAUGUAAAAGAGAGACAGAUUGCGCCAGAGUUCUCCGAUGAAUACGGUGAUUCACCAAUAGAAAUUAAAGAAGGCGAUGAACUUAAGAUAAACGUGACAAUUCGGGGGAAUCCAAGUCCAGACGUAGAAUGGUUUAAAGAUGACAAGCCAUUUAAAAGAACAAGUCGCGGAAAUAUAUCAGCGCGAGGAAAUAAAUUUGGUAUCACAAUCUUCACUGUUACUCCCGAGGACUCUGGAGUGUAUAAAUGUGUUGCGAAGAGUGCUGCAGGUACAACGACUAAAACCUUCCAGGUUGAUAUAGAAGGUAAGUCAAUGUGCGUGGUACUGCAUGGAGUGUGACGCUAUUUAUAUCAUUCACACAACAAUGUAAGUUGUUUUGUAGAACUCAGUACUGUUAUCCAUCCGUGGUAGGUUUGUGGCAAAGUCUUCUGCAGAAUUUUUCUGGAUUUUUCUGGGUUAUGUUAAUUUUGUUUUUUUAAUCGAAGUGUUUAUGUCUUCUGCAGGCAAGAAACCUGCACCCAGAUUCACUCAACCGUUGGAAGAGACUCAAGCUACCAUCGGAGGGACAGCGAGACUGAAAUGUCGCCUAAAUGCCACAGCCAAACCUAAUAUUGAAUGGAAAAAGAAUGGUCAACCUGUUAGUGAAAACCGACGGGUGAAAACAGAGUUGGAGGGUGACCUCAUCUCACUGGUCAUCUCGGACGCUAGGUUUGAAGAUAGCGGAGAAUACCAGUGUGUUGUUAAGAAUAAGAGUGGAACUGCGUCUUGUAGUACGCGUCUUUUUGUGAGCGAAUCGACGAGUAAACCAGAGUUCAAAAAAGUGAUGAAUGAUCUGGAAUUACUAGAAGGAGAUGACGCCGUUUUUGAGAUUGCAGUUAAUGCUAAGCCCGACCCCAAGGUGCAAUGGUUCUUGAGAAAAAUGCCCAUCAAGAGUGAAGGAAAGUACACCAUCGAUGAAGACUCAGAGCGGCAGAGGUUUUCACUCACUAUAAGCGAUUGCCACACAGAGGACAGUGGUCAGUAUCGUUGCCUUGUAACAAACAGCGCUGGUGAAGCCGCGAGUUCAGCUGAGCUCAAAGUCAGUGAUAGACAAGUGGCACCCAGAUUUAUUCAAGGCACAGAGGAGCAGCUGUUUGAGGUUUGGGAAGGAGCUCCUGUCAAGCUUGUGGUGCAGGCCAGAGGGAAGCCCACCCCUCAAGUGGAGUGGUUUAAGGAGAAUCGCCUAGCUCGGAGAGUCAAGCGAGUUGAGCUGGAGACCGAAGGUGACCAGAGCAUUCUGUUGAUUCCCAAGGCAGUCCCAGAUGAUUCAGGGAAUUACCGAGUUGAAGCCACGAACUCCGCUGGAACAGCUGUCAAACCAUUUGUUGUUAAAGUUAAUGGUAGGCUUAAAAUUCAAGUAUUUGUCAAACAUUACUUUAAAAAAAACACUAGAAAAGUCAAGGGAAGUUAUUAGGGCUGUCAAAUAAUAAAACUUGGUAAUUAGAGUAUCAUAUUUUUAAAGAAAAAUUGCCACAACUUAGCGGAGUUUUUUGAUAUGUGGUAACUGAGGUAAGGAAUGUUCUUAUAACAGCCUUCCAUUGGUUAGAUACUUUUUGCUCAUAAUUCCUUACACAGAAGCCAGACUCUAAGACAACAGAGGUUGAGUCUUUAAAGCGAAUUAAAUGAGUGUUAUUCUGGUUCACAGCUCAAAAGCUUGUUCUUAGACGAGAACCAGUUCCUGCCGGAGCUGUAAAACCAGAAUUCAUUCAGCGACUUCAGGACGUUGAGAUCGUUGAAGGGAGCGCUGCUAAGUUUGAUGUCCGUGUCAAAGGUAAGAUUUAUUCUAAUCCUCUAAUGAAUUAAGUCAGCCUUAUUCCUUGAAUAUUUCCUGAUAUUGCGGCAACUGUAGUGCUUGUAAUCACAACAAUUUGAUCAUUUCAUUUUAAAUAAGAAAUAAUACCAAAGGCGAUAAUGUAACUGAACGCACACCACACAAAACGAAAAAUAACUCAGUCACAGUUAAAUGGGAGUGGGGGAAUUAAUUGGCCUUUGUUUUGGUUUUUCUAUUCAGGGACACCCGAGCCGGAGGUGGACUGGUACAAAGACAACCGUGUGAUACGUGAAGGCGGUCGAAUGAGAUUCUUGUUUGAAGACGACGGUUUGUGUUCACUGCUCAUAAGAGAGGCUGAAUCAUCUGACCGAGGGCGAUACAAGUGCGUGGCGAGUAAUCCAGCCGGCAAAGUUCAGUGCAGUGCAGAACUAUUCAUAGAGAGUAAGUAUCUAAUUUUCUUGUUAAACGCUGUCAUUAACUUUGUUUUUUGUGAUAGAAAUCAAGCAAUACGGUGUUUUGUUUGUUUGUUUGUUUGUUUGUUUUUUUACCAUAUUUUGUAAUGUUACUAUAAGCAUGUUGUUUCACUAAAAUUGUUACUUUCUCUUUCGUGCACAGGCCAUGGUUUUGAUUCUACCAGUGGCUCUGAUUACGAGAGACGUCUUUCACGGUGAGUUACGAUCACUCAAUAAGCACACAGCAAAUAUUAUUACAAAGAUUGUUCACUUGGCAACUGAAUACUAUGCUUCGCGAGGGAGACAUACUUGUGUAAUAUAUUUUUUAACAUGAGCUUCCCAUUUUGUUUCGAGAAAGGUCAUGUUUAAUCCAGGAUUGAAUAUCUUACGACCUAUAUGUAUUGUUUUUAUUUUUUCUUUUGUCAGAGAGUCAACUUUUGAUAUGCUUUCGGACGACACAGAAGAUGAAGUUGAAUCAUCCUCCUCAAGUGGUCCACCUAAGCUUCCUCCAGACAUAACGCUUGUGUUACGCAACCGUGACGUGAAGGAGGGUGGCGUGACAAAGUUUGCUUGUCGAGUGGUUAGCAGUAGUAGCGUGACUGCUGAGUGGUACAAAGAUGAUCAGCUUGUCAAUAAAUGGCCCCGCUUCACUUGUGAACGUGAUGAGGAUCUUUAUGCUUUGAACAUCACAGACGCCAAGAGGACAGAUGCAGGACACAUUCGAUUUGUGGCACGGAACGAGUUUGGUCAGGUUGAGAGCAAUGCAUACCUCAAUGUUGAACGUGAGUAGCACCAAUUUGGGAAUUUUAUGAUAAUUUGGUUCUAAAGGUCAACUCAAAGUGGUGGCACCUUAUGCUCUUCGUUUGGUCAUGGGCUGAUAAUUUUUUUUGACAAAUUUAUCGUUUGGUAAUGAAUUCGGUUAAGCGGUGUGUUCGUGUGGUGAUCUGAGAAUUUUUUGGCCCUAUUUCAGCUGACAUGGAACCUGAAUUCGAAGGAAACACACCAAGGUUUACUCAGAAACUUAAAGAUGUUGAUGCAGUGCCCGGUAAAACGGCGAGACUGGAGUGCCGUGUGAUCGGCGACCCGCGGCCGGAUAUCCGAUGGUACAGAGAGAACGAACCCUUGCUCGAGGGAGGGAGGUACAAGUUUGAGGAUGAUGAUGACAGACAAGUGCUUGUCAUAGAUGACGUGUGCGGAAGUGACGAAGGCAUGUACAAGUGCGUGGCAAGGAACAGCGCCGGCAAGGCUCACUGCUCAGCAGAUUUGUAUAUAUUACGUAAGCGAUUAAUUUGUGUUGUCUGCUUCUUUGUUUAUUGCCAUUCAUUUGUUUCUGCUUCUUACAAUUCCCUCUUAUAACAACAUUUGAUCAUUUGCAUCGCUUCCUCUGUGAAAUUAUUCCCUCUGCCUCCAAUAAGCCAUUUGCUUUCUUUUAAUCACAGAAACAGAUGACGAAGAGAGCGAAUCAGCUGGUGAACAAGAACCAGAGGAAGAGAAGUAUGUUACAAACAAAAUUUUCACUGUUUGAUUAAUCUUCGUGUAAAGUUGGUUUGACAAACGGCAAAUAAAUUUUCCUUUAGAUAUUGAUUAUACAAGAAUGAAAGUUGAGCGACCCUUUAAGUGGAUGGAAAUUAACAAAUUGUGUUUUUGUGUAGACGAAAACAACGUGUUUUUACGGAAGCAUCACCAGUGAUUGAGACCCUCAUCUCGCCUGAUUCAGCUCAGGUAGAGAAGUCAGAACCACCCUUGCCAACAACUCUGAAGGCACAAUCCAAACCGGAACCUCCAAAACCAAAAGAACGUCUCCGACAACCAGAAUUUAUUCUAAAGCUUCGAGAUAAGUCAGCGGUUGAAGGCAGCUCAGUUCGCUUGGCAUGUCGGGCCAUGGGAACACCGGAACCUGGAUUCCAGUGGUACAAGGAUGGCGAACCAAUUAGCGCAGGAGGACGGUUUGACAUCAACCAAUCAGUGAGCGGAUUUACGCUUGUGAUCAAAGAAUGUCAAUUGGAAGACUCCGGUGAAUAUCAAUGUGAAGCCACAAACAAAGUAGGCAGCGUCAGCACGUCCGCUAAAGUCAUUAUUACAGGUUGGUCUCAUUCGUUUUCUAUGUUUAGUUACCCAGAAUUUACAUGAAGACCUUACAACAUUACCUUGAUUUUUAAACCCUUUGAUUGUUUCGAGGAAGUCUUUAACUGUCUUGGUUUUUUAAAGGGAGUAAAGAUGUAAACAGUUCAGAAGAAAAGAAAAACGGAAAUAGUUUGACCUAACAAUUCUUUUUUGUUGUUAAUAUUUGUUUAGCACUCUCCAAACCUCGUCAAGAAGUAACGGUUAGUCCAAAAUUUGAACAGAAUUUCAGUGAGACACAAAUCACUGAGGGGGAGGACGUUAAACUGACAGCUAAGGUGUCGGGUAAUCCAGUCCCAGAUGUGAUAUGGCAGAAGGGAGGCAAGCCAAUCAGAGAAGGCCGUCGAAUUAAGAUUGACAAGAGCAAAAAUGGGGUGCAUUCACUUCGUAUACCACGUGCACAGGCUGACGAUGGAGGAGAGUACACGUGCAUAGCAAGAAACAAGGCAGGGGAGGCUUCAUGUUCUGCUAAGCUUAUUGUUGAAGGUGUGUAUACUUUUAUUACAACUUGGUAAAAUUAUUUCGAUUUGAUAUGAUGGUCGGUAUAUAUCUUUCUUUCCCUUCAGUGAUAAUCGCAGUUGCGUUCGUUCGUCCCCCAGUGGAUAAUUUUGUCUCCUCAAUGCAGUCGCUCCGUCCGCCCUUUUUUAUUGUUUGAUCAUUGUAAACUUGUCAACCCAACCAUUCUCUUCUUCGUCUUACGUAUUGGCACUGGCCUGUCUUUGCUCUUUUGAGACUCAUGCUUUUGUCUCUUUGUUUCUUUACAGCUCCCAAGCCAGAAAUCAAGGAGGGUGUUAUGUCACUGUAAGUCAAUUUAUCGCUUAAACUUACUCUUGAAAAUUCUUGUUACUUCAUGUUUCUUUUUGUACGUCUUUUCUAAUCAUACGAUCCUUGUUUUGUCUUUCAGUCCUAAGAAGCCAGUUGACGAGGACAUUGUAGUAAUGGCCACAGACAUUCCAGUGUCGCGUGAACGUGAGCUUGAGAGUGGUACUCCUGCGACCCCUCCUAAGUUUGCUCAGACGAUGCAGACAGCAGAAGUUAUAGAAGGAAGCGCGGCGCGAUUUGAUGUCACGGUCACUGGAAGCCCUGUCCCGAAAGUACGCUGGCUAAAGGAUGACAAACUGCUUGAGGAGAACCGAAAAAUCCGGUUUGAUGAGGAUGACGACGGAGUGUUCUCCCUAUUUGUUAAUGAUGUUGUUGUAGACGAUGAGGGCGUGUACAAGUGUGAAGCAACAAAUGUCAAAGGAGAAGUGACCUGCAGCGCAGAGCUAAUAGUAGAAGGUUAGUUGCCUUUGAUGCUUUUCUUCGCUCAGUUAUCUAAAAAGACUCAAGAAACACAUAUCAUGUCAGGAUUAAAGGUUAAUACUGAUUGAAAACCUCUGAGCUCAAUGAUUGUCAUUGCCGAUCUUUUUUCACCAGAACUUCAUUUGAGGGAGAUAUCGAAAGCCUAAUGUUUCACCCUGAACAAACCCUCUCAUCUUUUCUAAGGAAUUAAAAUUUGAAGAGCUCUACUGAAUUCGAGGCAUUUCAGAUGUGAUUGUUUGUUUGUUCAUUUUCACACAGGCCUUGAAGAAUCAACAGGAGAUGAGAGUGAGGAAACUUCGGAAGAUGAGUUACAGUCCAAGGAAGAACUUCCAAUAAAGUAAGAUAAGAUGGGGUGUGACGCUCGCCCACAUACGGCUCACGAUGGAAAAUCAGCUGGAUUGUCAAUGAUGGCCAUCAAUUAGUUCAAUACCCAACGGAGUUUUUGUUAUAACUCCAUUGCUUUCAUUUUAUUUUUUAUUGUGCCUACUCUUCCAGCUAUGUGAAUCUUAUAUAUUCAGAAAAAUAUUAAUUUAAGACCCUCCUUUUCCUGAUUUUCGGUUGGCUUCUAUUUGCUAAUUUCUUGUCGCUUUUUCCCAUUCUAGGGAGGCGCCGAAACCUGCUGACAAGAAAGUGGCGCCCCCACCUGCACCAAAACCAAAGCCUGCAGUUAAAUCAGGUCAGGCAAGAUGUAAACAAUUAUCCUUUACUCCAACACCGACUCUUGGUCGAGGCGUUAAACGUGGAUGCGUUUGAAUAUUUCGACUGAUUUUUAUUUCGUUUCUUUACCCCUAGUUCCAAAACCGGUUUUCUCAUCAGAGCUUCAAGACAAACAGGUUAAAGAAGGAGACAAUCUGACGCUAGACGUUCGAGUACCACUAGAGUGCAAAGCCGAGGUCACGUGGUACAAAGACGACCAUGCUCUGAAAGAGGACCAUCAUAUUGCCAUUAUCUCCGCUGGAGAGAUGCAAGCAGUUAACAUCUUCGAUGUGUCAGUCAAAGAUGAGGCGGUCUACCGUUGUGUUGCCGCCAAUGAUGCUGGAUCAGUUUCUACUGAUUGUGAAGUGCUUGUUGAAGGUAUCCUCUCUAUGUUGUUAGCAGUAUGAAUCAUAAUAAUGUGGCUUAAUAUAUGUAACGUCAUCAACGACAACACCUUUGUGCUAUUACACUGGCGAAUUGUUAGGAUUUCCGGAUUUCGGUGUAACAAAUGGUUGACAAAAAGGGGGGAACUAUACAAUGGUUGAAUUGAAUUGUUUUGUGUUGUUGUUGUUUUUUUUGCGGUAAGCUUAUCAUUUUGUGCUUUUAUUUUUACAGAGAAAGUCAAAGUUCCCCAAACAGUAAUGAACCGCGGGUGAGUACAUCGUGAUUCUUGCUUGAAAUGUGGUUUACACAUAAUUCUUAGAUUGAUUUUAAAAUUCACAUAUCUGUGGAUAACAUGUCCCCCUAAUUUACGUCCUUAUCGGUAAAUUUUUUUCAUGAUUCGUUUUGAAGUACACUCGCUCCAUGAAAUUAAUUGAGCAAACUCGUUCCGACUGUCAACAGCAAAAUCACUGAUAUUAGUUGAUUAGGAAGAUGACUGCAGUUGAAUUUAUUUUAACGAAGCAAGAAUCCUGUAAUUAUUUUCGCCGUGAAAAUGUUUGAACUCAUCGUUCAGUGUCGAGCACACUUGGGGUCUCUGUUUGCAUUGGAAAAGAUCUGAGUUCGAUGUUAAUUAAUACUGUUCCUUUUUUUUUAUUUCAAUCUCAGUCGCCUCUCCCAAAUGGCGCCCGAAUUUGUUCAAGAAUGUAGCGACCUAUGUGUGGUAAAGAAUUCCACUGCACAACUAGAAAUAAUAGCCGCUGGCAGCCAACCACUGCAGAUUCGAUGGUUUAAAGACAACGAGCCGAUCAAGUAUGGAAAGCGGUUGAAGUUGUCGUCUGAUGGAGAACAUUGCUCGCUUAAGAUUUCUCCUAUUGAGAUUCAGGAUCAAGGAAUUUACAAGUGUGUUAUAUCUAAUAAGGCUGGAACCCAGUCCUGCGAGGCCAAGUUAACAGUGGGAGGUUGGUGAUGCUUUGCUGGAAUGUACAUGCUUUUCAAAAUGUUUGUAAACCGGCAAUGUACCCACAUGGUGCUUUACGAUUACUGAUGGUUGUGUAUGGUUGGUUGUCUAAAGGAAUGUUGUCGUGUGUUAGAAGAUUAUAUAACUCUCGGGAGGUUUCUUCAACAUAACAAUAUUAAUAAAAUAGUUGCUCUUUUCUUUGUGUAUAGAAUCGGUAGACUUUAAAGAAAGUACCGAUGGCACAGCCCCAGGUUCCCCAGUGGCAAAGCGGCCAUCCAGGUCAAAGAGUGGUGCUAAACCGACUAUUGUCUCUCCACUGGAGGAUAUUGAAGUUAAUGAUGGAGAAAAUGUCACUUUAGAGGUAUAAUAACACAUAUCUUAUUAUUCGUGGAAUUUUAUUAAUAGGGCACAUACUUAAAUCUAUUCUGAACAGCUGACAAGGAAUAGUCGCUGAAAUGGUAACAGGACGUAUUCGAGCCUAAUAUGGAAUUUGUUACAUUUCCUUUUUUAGGUGACUUCCGGUCCUGAACCCAUUGACAACAUCGAGUGGUUCAAAGACAAUGAUCUCAUCCGCUCUCAGCCUCGGUUCACUCAGUCAUCAGCGGGCGAGCAACACACCUUGGACAUUCAGUCAGUCACUGUCGAUGACGAAGGAAUUUAUAAAUGUGUGCUGCUCAAUAGCUGGGGCAUUGCUUCGUGUUCGGCUGAAGUCCUAGUGGAAGGUGAAUGCCAUCGAAUUGCCUCAAGCAUUGCAAAAGUAACCUUUUUUCGGUCGCAAGUUUGUUCCAUCUGAAAGAAAAUCUCCUUGAUGGCAAAUUGCAGAGUUAUUCUUGUAACAUUUUUCACGCUAAUUGCCCCUUAAUUUUGCCUCUGAUUGUUGUUGUCCUUCUUUCAUAUUAGAAUCAAUGUCAGAAUCUUCAUCCCAAGAUGACGAACAACUUGAAAAGUUUAACGCCCGUAUGGAACGUCGGAGAUCACGUGACAGUGUCUGCGAGCCAGAAUUCCAACAAGAGCUUAGCAACACCGAUGUCUUUGUUGGGGAUACUGUAUACUUUACUGUCAAGUCAAGGGGCAUACCGGAACCGAAAGUCUCAUGGUACAGGAACGGAGAGCUCGUGAAGGAAGACUCUCGAGUGAAGUUUAUCAAAGAUUCGCAGAGUGGAAACUAUUCCCUUCUUAUCAACAAAGUGACCGUGGAGGACGAGGGCGAGUAUCGCUGUGUGGCUUCCAACAUGGGGGGAUCUGUUGCCUGUCAAGCAAAACUUUUGGUUAAAGGUAAAUGUCAAAGGGUAAUGUGCAUGAUGCCAAAUCAUAGAAUUUUGUUUUGGGGUUAUGUGCCUCAAAUAUUCCUCAAAUGAUAAUUCGUUGAAGCUUAUGACGACUUUGAAAAGACAUUGUAUUAACAUUGUCUUUUCAAAGACAAAAUAAAGACGCCUCUGAUGUUCGGUAGCACGUCGACAUAACUCAGAAUGAACAGACAUGGAAUAGCAAGUCCGAUGUUUUUAUUGAAAUUUUUUAUUAUAUCCAAUGCAAACAAAUGUCGUGUUAGUGAAAGAAACUGGACCAGACCUCCAUUUAGUGACUGAAUAUUGCAUUUUCUUUCCCUCAGGGCAUAAUCAAGGUGAAGCGCCUUCAUUCACAGCGCCGCUGACCGAUCGCUCCAUCGAAGAUAGCAGUGCAGCUAGGUUUGAUGUGCGUGUGCGCGGAAAACCUGCUCCAACAGUCUCUUGGUAUAAAGACGGAAAAGAGAUCAGUGAUGAACAGUUUCCACAUAUCAAAGUUUUGCAGGAGGAAGACUUGUUCUCUAUUCUGAUAACAGAAGGCAAGUUUGAAGAUGCUGGAACGUAUAAAGUGGUCGCCAAAAACGUUGUGGGAGAAGUGUCUUCUACUGGAAUGUUAUUUGUUGAAGGUGUGUAAGGUAGAUAGUGUAGCAACUAGGAUUGUUUAAGAUAUAUGGGAAGUAGGAGUACCUCAGAAUUAGGCUGCGAAUAGUAUUUGGAUUUUUUUAUUUCCGAGGAAAUCAUCUUUGCUCCGCACAAAAACAUGCAAUUUUUCUUUUAAAAAUUACCCGUACUUUCCAGACCAUAAUUUUACAGUCUUGAGGAAAAAACUGAUACUAAGAUGUGCAGCGCCAUAUAAAUUUCAGCCCAUUUCAGCACCUAAAUUUGUUGAUUAUCUGAAAAUUCUUUCUUAGAAGGGAAACUCUGCUCACCUUUUUAUUCAUACACUUUAAGAUUAAAGAAAGAGCUAAUUCGUUUCCUUUUUUUUUUUUAGGAGCCGAUCAGCUGCCACCCUUUGCUGGAGGAAAACCUCCGCGUAAGAACUCAGGCCUCUCAAGAGUUGAGGAGGUGAGAGUUUGAUUAACCCCUUACACCCAACGUCAAUAUGCAUAUUGCAUAUGUAUACCAGUAUAUGUUUAUCAGUAUAUGUCUAUCAGUAUGUGUACAUCGGUAUAUGUAUAUCAGUAUACAUAGUCACAAUUCUGUUAUUUUUACAUUCCUUUUCUUGGCACUAGCAAGGAGAAGGUGUUUAACAGUUGGUGAUCAGUUACUUUAUUCUCAUAACCUUAAUGUUUGAUUCAGGGCCGAGACUGUGUGGAGAAAUUAGAUGCUAGUCACCUUAAGGGGUAAAAGGGAAGAAGGAGUCGAUAUUCAUUGAUUAGGGAAUUUUGAGAGAAGUUAUAUACACAUACUAAAUAUUAGGUCAAUCAAUGUUUGGUCCAUGAUUCAUCUUGAGAGAAGAUUUCAUCUUCCCUUAAAAAAUAAAAUUAAUUUAAGUCACUGAAGAGUUAUAGAAAACUUUAGUGCAUAAAUCUUUGUGAAGAUAAUACUUGGUUAUAUCAUGGUUUUAUUCCCUCACUUGCUUCCCAGGUUCUGACGCUCAAGCUGUACACAGCCAUUGAGGACUUCUAUUCAGAAGAGACUGGAAACAAAUUUCUUAAGAGGGGCGACAAAGUUGAAGUACUAGAUACAAGCCGACCUGAGUUCUGGCUGGUCAGACGAGUGUCACGUGGGUCAGAGAUUGGAUUUGUACGACACACAUGCCUGAAAAGAGACGAAGACGGGUAAGAGUACAUUAAGAUCGGUCACAUGUUUAACUUGAUUUUAGUUUUCAGCUUGAUGGGUUAUCACUGGCUUUCUAAGCGCACAAAGACGGCAUAUACGGCUCAAAAAGUUGCCUUGAUGUCUUUCAUUCGUCUCAUCACUAAGUCGAUUUUCUCAGGAUGAUUACUAAAGCGGUGACGGCCGUCAGUUAACUGCACAAAAAUUUUGGAUUAAUGCAACUAAUCGAUACUUUACUUUUCAGGGAUGAAACCACAGACGCACCGGUGAUAGUAAGUUUUUUUAAUUUUCUCCUUUUACAACAUGGAGAUUGUUUUUAACUUCUUCCUUACUUUAUUCUGAUUUUAAAAUUCAUAAGUUUUGGCCCUUUUUUUCAGGGAGAGAAACAAAAGUUUGUAUGUAUCACCAACUACACGGCCCAGUCCCCCGAUGAGGUCUCGGUAAAUGAGGGUGACAUGUUAGAGAUCCUUGACGACGUAGGCAUGGAGAGCUCGAUGGUCUGCGUUAUUCCUACCGGCGCCGUCGGGUGGUUAUCAAGGGUCUUUAUCAUGAGGGCCCCUGAAGAGGAUGUGAAGAAGGCCCCAAAGACUGCUAAAGGGAAAGAGAGGGAAGCACUUAAUCAGCGAGAGUAAGUGAAGAAUUGUUGAGAAUGUUUGACGUCAAUUUCCACCCUACAGUGCAAAUGAAGCUUUGAGAAUUUUUCAGUUAUCUUUGAUGGACUAAAUAUCUUCCACUACGAUUUGCUCUCAUAGAUUCGUGCUUAACGAACUGAUAGAAUCUGAAAGGCAGUAUGUUAACGACCUUCGAACUGUUGUUGAGGUAAGGAACAGAUGACUUUCCAUGAGUUUGAUAUCAAAGGUGAUAUGAAUCCUGUUUAACAAUCAGUUAGUUUGGUGUGUCGGGGUUUUCUUACCGCAAUAAAUUACAUCAACCAAAAGCUCUGCUGAGAAACACCUGUAAUGCACAAGCAUUUUAUAUAGGCGUAAUUGUUCUACCGGAGAUGCAGACUUCUGUAGUUGAUAAUAAAUUUUACCUUCGCUUAGCCCCCUCCCCCCCUUGGUAUUUGCUAAAUCUCUUUUUGUCGUGAUUUGUUGUCACUGAAUGUACAAGAACCACUCACGUGAAGGAUGAUCUGUUUCGUGUGGUUUGUACAGAGUCACCUAGCUGAACUUGAUGCUGCUGAUAUUCCUAAAGAAGUUGUUGAACAUGAGGAUGUUGUGUUUUCCAAUAUGAAGGAAAUAUACGGAUUUCACACAAGGUAUUAAUUUCAUGCUACUCUUUCCUCUAACUCUUUCCGACUCACGUCAUUUAAUAUGCCAUUGCUCUGCUGCAAUAGAAUUACAUAUUUGUAGUGUGCGUGGAGUUGAACCGUUGACUUUUGGAAGGUGAAAUACGUCACAGUUAAGCAUCCCGCUAAAACACUUGCUAUUCGUUGUUUGUUAUUGUCUCUCUGAUGAUAUAUCCAUUCUUUCUUCAGACUAUUCUUGCACGAACUGGAGGCUUGUGCAAAGAGUCCAGAUGACGUUCCAAAGGUUAUUGUACGACACGUAAGUUAUAUUGCCGUAAAACAUAUGAGACACUUGGCUUCGUUAUAACCUUCAAUAUGAAUACGAGCAACAUCUUGAUUAUAUCUGUUGCUAUUUUCGUGUAAUUUUUAGAAACCAAAAUUUGAAAUGUACAUCAAGUUCCUCGAGGGAAGGCCGCUGGCAAACGAAAAUCUGGAGAGUGAGAAAACGCAAGAGUUUUGGACGGUGAGUGUUUCUCUUAAAUAAUCACUUUCGUUAAUAAGAUUUCAUUCCGGUGGUUCACUAGUACAGAGAUUAAUUUACAUGGAUAAUAUGCGAAAAAAAAACCCACGCCAACUGCAUUUUUAGUUUGAAGUACAUUUAAGAUUUUAAAAAAAUUUGAAGAUUAACUGUUUUUAAACUAAUGCUAGUUCACCUUUUGAACAAUAAUUAUUCCAACAUCAACAGGAGUUCCAAGAAGACACGAAAGGUGCCAUCUCUCUCUCAGAGUACCUUAAAAAACCAGCACAGCGCCUUGAUGAAUACGUCCUGCAUCUUAAGGUUAGAGAGAAUGAUCGCUAAUACCUAGUACCUAACAUUGAUUUGGAGUACAGAAGUCUUUGCUAAGUUUUGCUGAGAGCCCCUUUUUCAAAUACUUAAACUUUUUUCGUGUUUUUAUAUACUACCUUCUGGUGCUGUUUUUAUUUUUGUUUUUAUUUUUUAUAGUUAUAUAUUUAUAUAUUUUUUACGUCUAGUCUUUUGUAUCGGUAUGCAUCCAGGCGAGGGGAAAAUCGAUGUACAUUCUAAGCGGUGUUAAUGUUAUUUUUACCAAAGGAAUUGCUCAAGUUCACCGUACGUGCGAAUCUGCAGCACUCGGAUUUUCAGGUAAGUCCCUUGUUUUUUUAUUAAGCUACAAUUAUCUCUGCCAAGAUAAACCCAGUCAACAGUGGUUUCAAUAGAACUAGAAAGAAAUACAAUGGUCAUCACUAAUCAUCGGGACUCUUGCAUAAACCUGAUCACGUCGAUAAGAAUUUAAAAGAAUAAUUAACUAUCGUAUUCCCUCUGUCAGGUUCUUAACCCAUCCCCUCACCCCACGCCCCCCAAUCCCCCCCUUCCUCGAAAGGAACAUCGGUACGGAGGAGGGCAUGGAACUUGUAAAGACCAUACUUUUUACGUCUCCCAACGAUUUGAAGUUCAUAACUCCAUUUUUUAUCUUCUCAACAGACGGCUCUUGAAUUCCUAGCCAGUCUAUCCCGACGAGGAAAUGAAGCAGCACAAAAAUUCCACAUCGAAGGAUAUAAUGUGAGUAAUUAACUCGACGCUCAAAAAAUGCGAUUCUUGAACUCCCCCGAUCAGUCACCACCACCUGUGCAAACAUCUACAUCUUUCUCCUUUCACUGUGUGUAUGUAUUUUUUUUUUUGUUUUUUGUUUUUUUCGCAAAUAUAAUAUUUAUCCAUGGUACUUAUGUCCCACGUUCGUUUGCAUUGUGUUAAAUUUUUUUUCCGUCACUGACUAGCUGACCAACAGAACGACGAACGGAUAGACAGACCGACUGAUUUAUUGACUUACUCACUGACCGUCUGACGGACAGCCUUACUUGAUUCACAAGAAAAUUAUCCAAUGUUAUUUCCUUAUUGGUUUAUUUGUCAAUCUGCAGGGUGAGGUUCCUCUUGAAAAUCUAGGGAGACUAAUCCGCCAGGUAAGCUUCGUAAAGACUUUCAUGUAAAUCUUCUCUGUUUACAUGAAGUAUUGAAGAUGUUGUGCGUCUUAUUUUGCAGGAGGUGGUCUUAUUCUGGGAAGAGAAAGCUCGAGGAAAAGGAAAAGAACGGGACUUGUUCUUGUUCGAGAAAGGAAUCGUCAACACGAAAAGAAAAGAAGGAGGAAGAAAAUUCAUCUUUAAAAACAUGCUGAAGGUUUGAUAUAACGACUGUUUUAACUUUCAAGUCCCCGUCGAUAUUUUGUCCAACAGGUUACAAAUAGAAACAAUUAGAAACAAGGCCCGAGCCAUGCUGUAAUCACAACCCUUACUUUGUUUUACUUUUCCGCUUUCAUCCUCUUCGUUGUUUUUUAUUUUUACUUGCUAUUAGGUUGAUCAUAAGAUUUAUUGUUGUAAUUUAAGAACUGAAACUCAUUCCAUCAUGUGUUUAAGUAACUACUUGAUAACACGGUUCUGUUGUCGUUCAUUAAAAUUGUCACUUAAUAACCCACACUCUUAUUCUUUAGCUGACAAGUGGUAAUGUUGGUCUGACUGAACAUGUAGAAGGAGGUGCCCGUCAGUUCAUGGUGUGGGUGGGUACCUCCAUGGCCACUGCUCUUGUACUUCACACAUUUGAGGUAAGAUGAUAAAGCUGCUUAGUAAAUAUUGUUCGAGGGAGAAGGCCAAAACCGUUUAUUAGUCAUGUGUUGUAAUCGUCUGGGUUAGGGUGGUCCUGAAAAGGGCUCUUGAUGGUUACGGUGCCUGAGAGUUCAACAUCUUUAGUGGAAAUUUUCGUCAGUGUUAAGUGAAGAGUCGUUUGUAAGUCGAAAGUGAUAGAGUUUUACAAUGAUUUUGUUGCACUCACAAUGCCGCAUCUAAAUACAGAGCCUUUUUUAGAGCGAUACCAAGAGAAUAUGAGCAUUUGUGUCAAGUCUUAAGUGGUGCGAAUUUUUUUUAAUAUAAAGCUUCUUUAUUUACCUUUGCCUCUGUUAUUUCAGACGAAGACCGAGUGGUCCAAACAGGUCUGGGUUCGAGAAAUCAAAAGGCUGUUACAUCUGAGUGAAAGUGAGUUCAAGUUUAAAACCUCUAUUUUAUUUUCGUUUCUUUUCGUUUCGUCGGCUCACAUUUCGUUUAACUCUCUCAGAAUCAUCAAUCACUGCUGUUACACCAUCUCUGGUGUUUGGUGAACUUGAAGUUCAGUUGCCAAGUACUUCAGCCACAGAAGGGAACCUGGUGACCACAGUCAAAGAAACUAUCACUAGUCCCUCUUACUCGCGUUUGAUCGCUGAGCUCGAAAAACAGUAUGUGGCCAUCACGCCACCGGACUCACCUGAACCUCAAAGCCUGGUAAGUGAAAUGAUACAAUAUCAUUACGUGACGUAGUUUUUUGGUUCGUAUCCUGCUGCUUUCCUCUUCUCUUUUUUUAAGUAACAUAGGAACCUGCCAUUCGCUCGUUGCAUUUUCAGGGAUAAUUUAGUUGCAUACUGGGGCUGUUUGACUGAUUGGGUGUGGUCCCUUUCGGCACAUUUCUGUUAUGGGAAAUGUUCUGUUUUACAACGUGGUCUGCCUCAGUGGGCCAUGGGGAGGCGUGUGCUUGUCAGCUGAUCACUGAAGAGGUUGAAAAAUGUAAUGAGGAGCUCAUGUUCACGUAUGAUUGUUACUUGUAGAACAUUCAACUAGGAGGCACCUACCACUUGUCGGAAGAAACACUGGAACGAGAUACACGCGAGCGCGUAAUCGGCCGCGGUGAACAAGUACGAGUGCUUCGCUCAGGCCGAGAUCUCUACUUCGUGCAAACCGUCAAAGAUGGAGAAACCAAAGAGGGCUGGGUUCCUGGAAGCUGGUUGCUAGAAAGAGGUUUUGACGACCAGAUUACAGGCGCCCAAGUCCAGGUUGAGCUGGAAGCUGGUUUAGAAGAUGAUAUUGCACAAGAUUUGAGUUCAGAAGCGUCUGAACCGGAGCUGCAACGGCUCAAAGAAACUGGGGAAGGUAAAUAUCUUUUUCAUUGAUAUCUCCAGCCCACGAUUAGAUAAUAAAUACAAAUGAGUGCAGGUGAUGUUUUCUUAACCUUAAGAUAUCUAAGUAGUAAUAAUCUUAAGUUUAAGCGCUUUUCGAUAUAUCAGGCAAGUCUGCACAACGUGACCUGCCGGCCAAAAAUAGCUUUGAUCCCCUCACCUUGUUUCUUUGUAUAUUUCCAAACAAACACUAAAUACUGAAUCAAAAAACGUAAAAAAAAAAUUUAAGCCAGCUCUAUGGUCUCUCCUUUCUCCAGUCACGCUCGUCGAGGUAUUCUUUGUUUAAGGAUUCAAUUACAAAUUCAAAAAGCUUAAUCUUAAAUUGCUAUAAAUCUUGACAAUUUCUACUCAUUUUGAAGUGAUACAUAGUGGUGUUCUUAAAGUGUUUUAAAACUUGGCUCGACUGUCGCUCUUGGAACAUUCCAAGGAUCCCGCGACUCCGUGGGAUGGGUUAUGAUAAAAGAAAUCAGUAAAUUUUAAAACAGAAAAAUCACAAGACUUCAAUUGCAGGGUACUUUGAAACGCUAAUGCGGCAAUCAAUUUAAGCGUUGUUGAAGUUAUUGUUUCAAACAAUAGUAUGCUUUGUUAACAUCCUUAUUCUUCGGUCGCGUCUCUUUGGUUCAGAAUUACUGGGAAUAUUAAUUAUGAUAAUUCUGUUUUCCAUCUGCAAGUGAUUAAUGCAGUGGAAUUCACAUCGCUCAUCGGUGGAAAUUACAUAUUUAUGCUCUAUUCUCGAAAGGGUGUUAUUUGAUUCAAAAUAAUUGUGUUAGUUGGAGUCACAGUACAUCGUUUUAAUAAAGGCGCGAACUGUUUUCGGAUUCAGUCGGCUUUCAAAUGUCUUCACGGUCAACUCUUUCGUCUUCGCGGAGUUACGGGUCUUCAUCAGCUUCUGAAACUCGAUCAUACGAAAGGACAUCGCGAAUUCGUGAACAUUCGGCGGACGAACGAAACGAAGGGCGACCGAGAAGGCGACGAGGUAACAGAGAUGCAGUUAUUUUUUGUGAUUUUUCUCGUUGAAAACUUCUUUAGUUGAGUAUUUUGGUAGCAGUAGGUUCUGAAGAAAAUAGUUUCUGAGAGACCUUGACUUUCUUGAAUUAAUGGCGCGGACAUCCAACAGUGACAACCAGGAUUUUUCCAAUACUGUAUUAUUUAUAGGAUAAAGUAAAGUGAUAGAAUGCAAAUCUAAUGUACCAUCUUUUGAACUUUUUUAUCUGCAAACUAAUUUGAAUUUUGAUUAGGUCAUUUGCAAAGGUAAGAUAUUGGACAGAUAUUGGACCACUCAAACAUAAAACAAAGUCGUUUGUAACUGUAAAGUAUCACUUCUACCCACAGCUCAGCCAAAGUUUACAGAGGAACUUGAAGAUAUCGAAGUGUGUGUCGGCCAACCUGCCAGUCUGCGCUGUCGAGUGGAAGGUGACCCUUUCCCAGACAUAGAAUGGUUUGUAGAUGAUGACAAAAUCAAGAAAGGGGGAAGAUUCGAUUUUCUCAGUAACGGAGACCUUGUUACUCUGAAAAUUUCCGAAACAAGUGCCGAAGACGAAGGAGAAUACAAAUGUACAGCCAAGAAUGAAAACGGAAUGGCUACCACAAGUGCCGAGCUCAUAGUAAAUGGUAAGUCCUUUAUCCGUCAAACUGAUCUUUGUAUUCUUUGCGGUUUUUUUAUGGUUGACUGAUAAGUGUCAUCAAAAUUUUUCCUGUCAUAGAAGUUUUGAUGAACUCAUAGAUACGCUAUACAAUAAUUAUAUAAAGCGCAAAUAGUGUCGGAGGAAUGUACACGGGUUAUUUUUAAAAAGGAAAUUUACUUCAAAGCUCGGUAAUUAGGGUUCAGUUAUUAGUAAAAUUUGGUCUUUGCAUUUUGAUUGCUCUUCUCACGAUACUUCCUUCUGGAUGCAACAUGGGAUCAAUCGUCCCAAAAUUGUACAUCAACGUUAGUAUUUGUGCAUGCUUCUAAAUCAUUAGUCAAUAAUUGAGGUCAAUAGAAAUGCUCCAUUUACUCGACCAGUGUCUCUUUUGCUCCGCAGGCAGCCUUGGUUUUGUUUUGACGUUUUAUUGUUGUUUUUACAUUUAAACGACAGUGAGCCUUGUUUUCAAUCAGCUCGUUCUUUUAUAUUAAGCGUUCACUUAAUGCCCACACCACGGAGACUCUGAACUGAGUGGCAGGCUAAUUUCUCAUCCAUGUGACAAGUACUUGGACGUUCGUGGUUUAAAUUUCAAGCAUGUGAAGGUUAAGUUAAGCUCAACGGCAGGGUGCCUCGCUCAUUAACAUCAACAUUUCUUAUGCCAUGAUUUCUUCACACGCAACUACUUGAAGAACUUAGCUACAGUUUAUGCUUUGACUUGCGGUGUCGAGAUGUAAAAUACAACUGAUAUUACGUUACAUUGUUGGUAUAAUUUGUCCACACGAUUUGCCGUCUCCGGAUAGUCGCGCCACCCUUAAAAGGAAUGUUGAUCCUUCUGUAGAUAACUUUCACUCCCUUUGUUACAUUCACUCUACACUAUAGCAUCCACCAAAUUGCGAGGCUGUUCAUUUGUUGGCCUAACAGUAGCUGACACUUAAGACCUGGCAGUAUGCUGAUGUUUUUCGGCUUGCCUUAGUUGCUACUUGAGAUACAUUUCUCGUAAACAGCCUCUUUUGGUGACCUCAAUGGAAUUGAAUCUGAAACAUCUCCAGCAAAUGUAAAGAAUCAAAUUUCCUCCAAUAACCGUUUUUAAGUUUAAAGAAGGAAGUAAAACACUUAUUUCCUCCAUUUACACUCGAUAUGUAUUAGUUACCGUGAUAAAAUAGCGAUUCGAGUGACGUGGGUUGAAAUUAGCUGAACAGAUCUGUGUUGUUGAUAUGUUUCUUGCGUGACAUGCUAAUUUGGCGGCAUUCGUCUGGUCCUUUUAUCUUUGGUUACCUUUUUUUCGGCAAUUUAGAUUGAUUAUACCAGCCUAUCAAAAUAAAUAAAUUACACCCCGUAAUCAUCGGUCAAAAUCUCUUUAGUACAUAGAACUGUUUCUAGCAGCGCGAUUUUUUUUUCUUUUCGAUACUGUUAUUUAUCCUGUAUCUGUUUUAACUGGAGGAUGCCCACUAAGAAGUGUAAGUCAUAGAUUGUCAUUUUAGAAUCGUGCUACAAAUAUGACAUCAAUCCAUUACUUGAAAAGGUCACUUUUCACGUUUUAAAUGGCGCGUUGUAAACACGAUCGUUUGGAUGAUCAUCUGUUCUUCACAUUCACAGUAUAACCGACAUUACUGCGUUUAGCAAGGGACAGGCUCAGCUCAUUACAACCCACCAGAUGAGACCUUAGUUUUUCUUUCAAAAUGUGUUAGAUUUGAGACAUGACUUUUAACUUCUUUUAAGGCUCGAAACAAGCCGUAUGACAGUAUCGACGAGUCGUGGUGUAUGUUGAAAUGCAAAAUUACAUUUUCGACUUUCGAGGGCUUAUUUGAAAACAUAAUCACGGGAGCCUUAGAGGCUGAGGGGAUAACGCCGUUAGAUGGCCGUCAGAGGCAGAGUGUGGUUAACGUGCGCCGCAAACCAAACACUCAGCGACCUUCGGUAGCGCUACUGUUACGAAAUGACUGAUCAGCCCUUGAAGAUCUGAAGGAACCUUUCCGGCGUUUCAUUUACGAUUUAGCUUAUGAACAAUUUUAUUUGAAUAUCCUGCUGAUUUUUGACGGCUAUGUAAGAAUAGAAAUGUAAGUAUUUUCAACUUCACUAUAAUGCAAGUGACAACAAAGUCUCCUCAACUGUGGUUCAGGUCUAUUCAAAGAUGUCUCUGUUCAGCUCGUUUUUUUCCAAUGUUAUACGUCAUGAUAAAAUAGCCUUGAAAACGUUAAACAGCCUAAAUUCUGUUCGAUGUUUUAACUUAACAUUAAUGUUUCAUCAGGUGGUUUAAUAUAAGAGUAGUAACAUAUCCAGACGCCUUCUUCCUUAAUUUUAGAUCACACAUUCUGUUGAACUGGAGAAGAUCACAUCACUGGCUUCUACUAAACAGUAAUAAGACCCAUCCAUCGUCGACUGAUGUCAAGGCUUGCGUAGCAUUGAAAAAUUAUUUGAAUUUGUUGAACUGUUAGCUCGCUUCCUGUAUAUCGGCCGUGCCAUUGAUUAGGGAACCUCAGACUUUUCUGUCAUUUUAUAAUUGUCAAGUUCCUGAACUCUUCAUAAAUCAAAUUGACUUUAUUUUGACUUGUCGAUUUAAUAUUAUUUUUUCUUGCAAUUUUUGUCGCGUUAUACGAUAAGAUGAACAUUCCACUUGGUUGACCUCGUACAAUUCCUCUCAGCUAAUUUGCUAUGAUGUCUUUUUGAAGUUUCCGAUUGAAGUUUCAGUUGAAGUGAUGAUGAUUUUGAUAAGUUGGUUUUUAAGAGACAAACGUGCUUUCCUAUAUUAUUUGUUACCAUUUGUUUAUAAUUUUAUGGGUGAUUCAUUGUAAAUAAAAUGAGAGGUUACGAUAAGUGGAUAAAACACUUAACAUGUUUUUUUGUUUUUUUAGUGUGAUAAUCGAAAUAAUUGCAUCAAGACACUCACAAAUCAGUCUUCAUUGUGAUUUUUUUCCUUUUCUCGCAAUAUAAAUGUUUCAUUCUACUCGAGAUUUCUAAGAAUUUAAAUGCUUCUUCGCGUUUUAAGUCGAAGAUUCGUGAAUUCGUACAAUUGUAUCAGUAUUGUGACCGAUGAUAUAAUGAUAUCGAGAGGUAAAAACGCGAGGAAGCGCGGGAACUGUUUUCAUGGCUUCCAAACAAACUUUAUGGUGUGAUUUGAUCUGCUGCGACUAAUUCUUGCCUUCAUACUUAAAUUGUUUGCAAUAAAAGUUUCGAUUAUGUCUAUCAGUCAAAAUUUCCUCUCCAGCCAAUAGCUGAAGUAUACUUGAGCAACACGAAUACAAUUAUUACACAGUUGAUAUUUGGUUCAAGUUUAGUUUCCGUCUUCCGAUGAUAAUUUUGCCUGUUUUACUUUCCAGCUCCAGCGAAAAUCGACAAAGCUCCCAAGUCUCAAACGGUCAGCGUUGGGGAUGUGGUCUCUUUUAAAUGUGAAAUUUCUGGAAAUCCCGUCCCGACUGGAACUUGGUACAAAGGCAAAAAAGAGCUAAAGGAUGAAGGAAGAGUGCUUAUAGAAAUUGAAGAGGAUUUCUCCGAGCUAGAGAUUGAAAAUGUUGAAACUUCCGACGAAGGAGAAUACAUCUGCCUGGUGAAAAACGACUUUGGGGAGGACAAGUGCUCAGUGACUCUUACUGUGAAAGGUGGGAAUGGUGUUUUGAACCGAAACCAAGUUCUUCUUGUUAAAAUCACAAAUAAGACUGUAACCUGUUUUAUGAUUAGAGCCAGAUGGAAUCACCAACAUAAGGAACGGGUAUUCGGAUCAAACUUUCCUUAUCACGUGUCAUGACUUGGUGAUAUUUUACUGGCGGAAAUAUGUUAUGUGAGAGUUCGUAACUUGUGUAUUAUUUAUAAAAUAUAAAUGCCAUGGACUGGAAAAGUACAUUUUUUUUUCGAUUUUCACUUUCACUCGAGAGGUACAAGAAAAACUAAUCCAAUCUUGUAUUUUUCAUUUUUCUUCUUUUCAGGGGGAGGAGAUGUAAAUGAAAACAACAUCGCUGAAGGUGGUGAUGAAGGUGUAGCGAAAGGUAAGUAACUAAACGCUCGGAAAGGAAAAAAGACCAUUCAGUCGCUAUCCAUUCAGUGGUCAUGCACAAGGGUUUCAUUACAGACUUUUGAGUUCGUGCCACCUGUUACAGCAGGAUAAACAUUACUAUAUGAAGGUACAUGAAAUUAGAUGUAGCUUUCAUUUGAAUGGUCACACACAAGGGUUUCAGUUUUGUUUUGGUUUUGUUUCGGAUUUUCUCCGUACUAAUGAUAGUAAAACUCUUAUGUUUCGUACCUAUUAACACACUGUUACUCUAUCCAGACGAUGGCGGUGAUGGAGACAGUGACGUAGAAAGCAAAGACCUUGACCUUCCGCUUCGAGAUCCAAUCUCCCUGCGGACGGAUAAGAAAUUUGAUGAUGCAUACGUUUCUCAGAAAGAACUGGGAAAGUAAGGUUCAUUUCCUUUAUCUCUAUGUGGUCUUAUUGUAUUUUUAUCAUUUUACCCUGUGUCUGAAUUUAACGAUGAAAUUUUACGUCAGUGGAGUCAGCCAAUCGUUUCUUUAGGUACAAACAAACGUACGUACUUGCAGUGAGAUGGCAACUGUCUGUUGUGUAUGUUGUGAUUGGCAUUUGCUUUUCCGAAGGACUUGGUUGUCCAAUCGUAACAUUGCAGGACUUUUCAACAGAUAGUUGUAGAGUUUUAUAUUGAAGCUUUCCUCGUCUUCUGUCUCUUUCCUCCUCUCCGCCAAGAUCUUCCUUCUUUUAAAAUAUUUACUAUCUUUACUUCCCAGGGGUAAAUUUGGAGUUGUCAAAAAAGUUAAAGAAAAAAGCACCGGGACGGAAUACGCCGCCAAGUUCCUAAAAAUCACCAAGGAGUCAAGGGAAGAAGUUCUGGCAGAAAUGCUUAUCAUGAAUAAACUGCACAGUAAACGGCUGAUCUACCUCCAUGAUGCAUACGAGAGACCAAAGGAGAUGAUUAUAGUCUUGGAACUGUGAGUGAAAUUAGUUAUCACAGUUAUCCUGCUUACUGGGAGAUAAAAAGUAGAGGAUGGGGGAAACAAGGAAAGAUGGUAACAAUGCGAGAAUGAGACCUAAACUUAGAUAAUUUUAUUACAUAUUUCAGUUGAUCUGAUGUUAAUGGUUUUCGAGAAAUCGCAGUUUCUGUAUUAUAGGAAUUUGAAUUGUUGAUGUCUUUAGUGAAUGUCAGUAUAUUGUAAUGAACCCGAACAAAAUACAUUAAGAUAAGUAUUGUUUCUUUCAGCUCAUUACUGAAAACGAAUGAGAAGAUAGUAAAUAUUGUCAUAUCUGCUGUGCCUUUUAUUAGAAUCUCUGGAGGCGAGCUGUUUGAGAAAGUCUGUAAUGAUGAUAACUUAACUGAGAAAGAGGUUGUGCGGUACAUGAAGCAAAUACUGCAAGGCGUGGAACAUAUGCACAGGAAACGUAUUGUCCACUUGGAUCUUAAGGUAAGGGGAAUUUCCUAAAGUCAUCUUAAAGAGCUGCAUUAGGAUUAAAGAAAUUUAAUUUCAGUGGUCACAAAUUAAUAUUAAUAAAAGUAAUAAACAGUAACACAUGAAAGUGCAUUUCAGAAGCUUUCAUUUGAACAGCCUCGUGAGCUUUAUUAAAGUUUUACCUUCAGAGGUUCAUACUAAAGUCUUCCCUUUCUACUCAGCCUGAGAAUGUGCUUUGUGUGAUUCGUCCUGAUGGUAAGGAGGAUCUUAAGCUGAUUGACUUUGGAAUGGCGCGAGUACUUGAGCCGGGCAAAACCGUGAAAGUGGCCUGUGGUACGCCCGAAUUUGUAGGUAAGAAAACAAGGCAUUUAUAAGCUUAACUUAAUAACCUUAGUCAAUAAGAGGCCAUAGGAGGUAACCUCUCGAUUAGACUUGAAAUGAGUGCCAUCCUGGAUAUUUCUACAUCCCUGGUAGUUACUUACUCAAAAUAUUUCUCUUGUACUUUUAGCGCCCGAAGUGAUCAGUUACGAAGCCAUCAGCCUAGCCAGUGACAUGUGGUAAGAAUGAUUCUUAAUCCUUGUUUGCUUCAUAUAAAAACAUGGCUGUGCACCAUUAUAAGGCUGGUACAUAACUGAUCUAAGGUGUCCCUUUUUUUCUUUUUCUGUUUCUUCUGCAGGAGUGUGGGCGUCAUAGCAUACGUUUUGUGAGUAUGAUUUUUCUAUUUUCCCUUUCUGUCUUAGCUCACCCUUGUAUUGUUAAACAUAACUUUUCAAGGGUGAUUUUAUAUGGUUACGAGUCUUUCAAUUGUUGCUUCCUUUUCUUCACUUGCCUAAAAGACAAAAACGAAGUUAGGUAGUGAUGUCAGAUUGUCACUCAAUUACAAUGUUAUCUUUUCUGAUUUUUUUAAAAUCUAUCUACAGGCUGAGUGGUCUAUCACCCUUCAUGGGAGACGAUGACAACGAGACCAUACAGAACGUGUCCACUGCUGAGUGGGAUUUUGAAGACGAAGCUUUUGACGUCGUGUCAGACAUGUCCAAAAAGUUUAUUGAGGAACUGCUCAUCAGAAGUCCCGAGUCAGUAAUUCUAAAUACUUCUUUAUUUCAUUUCAAAGUCAACUUAACAAUCGAUACCAUGACAACGAGACGUGAGUUCACAAUCUCGAACAUGAAAGAAAGGUCCGCUUAAAAACUUCCAUAUUCAGGAAGCCUGCAUAUCUGCAUCGAUUUUCACGUGACGGUGAUAUUUUGGCUAUAGGUUUAUCAACGUUCGAGCAGAUUGGGAAGGAGUUCACACACCUAAACACUUAUUCCGUUAGAACAACAUUUCCAUAAGCCUAGAAGUUUUGUUACUGACCCUAUCUUCAUGAUGUUACCUAGCUAAUGGAUAUUUGGUGUUGCAUUCUUAGGAAGAGAAAUGAUGUUUUCAAUUGUAUGAACCAUGAUUGGUUGAAGGUAAGAGAGCAGAUUUUUUGCUUGUAGAUUCCCGUAUCUCAUGUGUAUGUCAUUGGAAUCUUAAGCCUCCCUCUUUCCGCUUCCCCCUCCUCCUCUGCUAUUACGGUUCCAUUUUUCCGUUGAUAGGAUAAAUACCCGUCUAGUACGCGCCCGUGAUUUCUCUGCCUUGGUAGACCCUCAAAACUUACAAAAAUUCGCUAUUAUCCCACCUUAGGUAGGACAACUUUUACAAGCUUAGUUGCUGUCGUGCUCUCCAUCUAAACUGUAAAAGUAAUAUAAAAGAAUUUAGUCAUUGUUAUAUUGCGUAAAACUUAGAAAGCAACUUCACUGGCAUUUUUCUUUUAAGAUAUACUUAUCUUUUACUUUCUUUUCUUUUCCCUAAUAGAAAGUCAAAACAAUUAAGGCUCAGAAGCUCAGCACGGAAAACUUGAAGAAAUUUAUUGCGCGCCGUCGUUGGGCGGUAAGUGUCUGUCAAUUUUCAAAAUUGUCCUUGCAAUGCGUUAGGUGAUUAUUUUUGUAGUGUUUGGGGACUGAUAGUAAAUUACAUUCUCGCUCCUCUUUAGUUAUGUCAGUCCUUCAUUUUGACUGCUUGUUUCCUUACCCCACCCUCCUCCUCCACUUCGUAUAUUACUUCAUUUUCUCACCCACGAUGAUCAGGCAAUCUAGGCCAAAACAUGUUCCAAAAACUGAUCUGUUUUCUGUAUUUGUUCCCUGUAGAGAACAGCGAAUGCCUUGCGAGCUCUGAGCCGAAUGGGAUCCCUUGGUGGGCUGAUGGCUGGAGGAGGCAAACCAGGUGGCGCAGCUGCCGCCUCUAAACCUGGUGGCUUCCUCAAGAAGGUAAAAGAAGAGAAGGCCAAGGAGGAAGUUCAGGAGAAAGCAGCCAAAGCGGAGACGAAGAAGGAGCCAUUCAAGGAGGAGGUAUCUAAGGAGGAACCGAAGAAAUUUUCAGCAGGUGAUAGCCUCAUACCAGAAAGACGGGGCCUGAGUUAUUCGGGUCGCCGAAGUCCCGCCUUGAGUGGCAGGAGAAGCCCGAUGUCUCGGGCAGAAGCCCGUAAGUAUAGCACUCCUGAUCCACGCGUUGUAAUCACGUUCGUCUGGUUUGUGUUGUGUUGUCGAUAGCCAUUUAACGUUGCAUUAUCUUAACGGGAGUACCGCUGGGCUAUCUCGUCCUUCCUUCUUACCGCCUUUUUUUUCGGGCUGAAUCUGAUCCUGUUUGCCUAGAGGUAUUAUACUUCAAUCAGGAGCACUUAAAUGGAACCAGCUUUUUGUCAUGUUCACCGGCAGUCUGUUGUUCCAAGUGGGCCUCUCAAUUUUCUUUCUCACUUGUCAGUCAAAUUUCAGAAUCCACUUUUAUUUCAAUCCGCUUUCUCAAGGCGCUUUUCUGAAAAAACGAUUUUUUUAAAUCCGCUUUCUUCACUUCUUUCCACUGAGCUCUUUACAGUUGAUGACAAAGCGAUGACAGAAGACGCAAAACUCUUUUGCGCCUGACAGAUUCGUAUUCAUCCCCUUAAAGUGCUGUUAUUUUCUCUACAUUUUUGCUUAUUUUGGAAAUAUGGUUCUUAAAACAUUUGCUCUAGAAAUCAUCAUUCCUUUUAUUCUUACAACCACCUACUUCAUCCAGAUAUUGUUCGCUCCAGAAAAGGUGACCCUGCCGGAACUGGUCGAGUGUGUUAAUUUUUAUUGAGAGAACCGCUGUGGAUGGAACUUUGUAAGUGUUACAGUUGACUGUAGUCGUAGACGGUUCAGGGGUAACAUAGGCUCUAUUCCGUGUAGGUUUUAUGUCGCAGCUUUGUUUUAAUUUUUGACUCAAGAGUUCAAAUGUCUUGAGUUCACGGCCGCUCUAGCGCUCUAACCGUUUUUUAUUUGUAACGAUUACAAUGUCUCCUUUUGGGGUGCUGUGACGUUGAUAUAUGAAUAUCUCAAGAAAAAUUUAAACGGCUAACACUCCCAGCUAUAUCGAUUUUUUUCAGUGUGGUUUUUCGACACACAAACUUAGCUCAGUUCUGCUAAGUAUCAACACCAGUUCAUGACGAGUUAUAGUGCAGCUAGUAAAGGUCACAUUUAAUAUCCGGUCUGUUUUCCUGCAUUUCAACCUUCACUUGGAUCACUGUAUAUUUUUUAUUGGAUUAUCCAUAUUUAGCUCUGAAGGUUAUUUUUACACAUCCUGAUAAAAAGCUGUUUUUUCUUCUUUUAAUCUCGGAUAAAACCUGUGAAUAAAUGUCUUGAUAUAAAGUGCUUCUGGCGCCUCUGUGAUUCCUUCUUAAUACUUGGAAUCUAAGCGCUCUUAUAACUCACUGAGCUGUUCUCCAGGUACUUUUUUAAUCCAGAAACAACUUUUCGAGUGUAACUUUUUUUUAUCCUCGUUCGCUUUCAAUUAUACGACUCUUCGUCGAAAGAAGGCAAACAGAUUUUGAAACAGUUUACUUUCUCUCAUUACUUCAUGGCCCUCCGCAUUUUUGUCUAAUUACACUUAAAUGCCAAGGUGUUUUUUUUGAAGACUGUUUCUGACAAUAAGUAAAAGAAAAAUUACUUCAUAAUGGUCUCAUUGUUGAUGUACUUUGACACUUAAAAAGUGUCAAAUUUCAUAUGUUAAUUGAAGGCGGGCGAAUUUUUGUCGAAGUUUCGAGAACCUAAUACAUUUUAUAAUGUGUCUGGUGCCAGUGAAGCCUUACUUGACGUUUGCGUGAUCAAUCUUUUUAACACAGAGUCAGAAUUCACCCCCUAAAGAAACUGAAAAUUUUCCUUCAUUUAAGCAAUCAUAACGUCUCGCGUGAGUUUUAAGCGGUCGUGGAGACUGGUACAGAUGCUGUUAUCAAUUUCUGUGGUUGUUAGUACCUAAGUUAUUCAUUGCGCGCAGUAACUGAUUGUCACUCCAUGUGAAGUAAUCAUGAAUCAUAGCAUUCUGUUGGCCAGGAGAUUCUCUUCAACUCGUAAAGACAUCAAAAGCACCUUAACAGGUUCGUGUAAAUCGUGUAACUUUGCAUUUAACAUAUAGAAACGUUAUUGUCGGAACUACAAGUAUAUGUGAACAAUUUUCGCUCAAACAUUCAUCAUAGCUAUACCGUCCUCAUCUGGCUCCCACCCGCGCUGAAUUUAAUGUGUAUAUUCCAUGAAUUAUGCCUUUGAAAUACUCUCUUAGUUGUGAUUCGUAUGUGAACGUGUUUAGUUCAAUACUUUGAAUUUUCUCUGUUAGAAAAAGCUUCACGCUUCUUUCGACGUCCGUGAAAUCAUUCUGCGGCGUAUCGUGUUAAUAAGUUAAAUGAGUAACAUUUAAAGUUGUCUGGCACUACGUUUGGUAAUCAAACGCCUCUCGUUACCCAGACUAAAUUUUCGGAGCUUUGUGGUUGUGGCAGAAAAAUGACGAUUGCCUACAAACGUUAUUUAUUUUUUUCCCGUCAUCUUUUUCAUCUUACUCUGUAAGAAUAAUGAUGAUGCUUUUUAAAAUGUCAAAUAUUUUCGUCCGUUUCGGAAAAGGGUUAUCCUGAAGAUAAAAGUGUCUAAUUACAUGUCAGCUGUGUUGCAUUCCUUGGGUUGCACAAUGUAACUCUCUUUCAUAAUCGAGAGUAAGAUGUCAAGUUAGUUUAUUAUGUCGGCUUAUGAUUUCCAAUGCUUUGUGUCUUUUAGUUGGAGAUAAUCUACGUGCUUCUGUUCUUCUCUCUAAUCUUUCCGGUUUUCAUGUCCUGUUGACGUGCUCUACAUUUUAGGGUGUUGAUAGGGCUGCGAUGUCUUGAGAGAAAGUUCUCGUUUACUUAAGACCUGUUUCAUAAUUAUUACAUGAAAGGCGUCCUCUGAUUAGUUUGCAUAAUUCAUUUGACCAAGAAAAUGUUUAAUUGAAUUUGUGUUUUACUUAUCGUGUUGUGUGGAAUAAUAGUCAAACCCUGGCCUGUCACGUUGUGGGAAAGAAACACGCUGAUAAUAUUUACUUAAAUCAUUCCAUUGUUUUUCAGUUUGUUUAUUCUUCACUUUUAUCUGUCUACUUUCAUCAGCGUUGUCUUUUGUUUGAAGUAGAUAAAUGCCUGGGGGUUAUCUCGAGUGCUGUUAUCGCAAUAACGUCCUUGGCAAGAUUUCUGUUCUGCUCUCUGUUACUCCCAAAAAAGGUCUUCUUGUUGUUGUUCAGUUUGUUAACUACUGAAUACUUUUAAAAGGAGUGCACGGCUUCUCUUUUAGAGUAUAGAUGCUUUUUUUAAUAUUUUGUGAAAUCUCAUUGAUGUAGUCGCUAAUUAUUCCAAUCUGCUUAAUUUCGUAGCAUGUGGUGUUUUCUAUAAACACGUCACAUUUUGUCACGUCAAAAAUCUUUGAGUGCUGUAUAAUGACCAGUUCACUUUCAGAUAGUUUAUUUAUUCUCCUAAAUGUUCCUCUUAAUUGGCAUCUUCAUUUAGUGUUGAGAACUUGGUGGUGUAUCCUAGCAAACUUUUGUAUUGCGCUCGCAAUGAGAAAGAUAACUGAAAAAAAAAAAAAGAUCCUUUUUCGUUAAGCGUGGGAAACUGUGCCCACGAUUUCCUCUCUUUUUCCUUCUUUCACGUAGCGAUGGUUGCAAUGCAAUCCUAUUUCACUUUGCUUCCUGACUUUCUUAAUUCCUACAUGAUCUGAACACCCACGCGAACACGUGGGUCAAACGCUAAGGGAAAUGCACCUAUUUAUCUGACUUUUAAUCCUUGACUGAUUCAAAAACUUUUUUUAUUCUUCUAACGCGCUGAAAUUGAUAGUAUUGAUUUUGACAAAAUGUUCUAUAGUCACUGUACGGACCAGACUAGAGCUGUGGUUAUUCUCUCUUUUUGAGCUGGUCAGAGAUCAUAAAACACAUCUUUUGUGACCCACACAUCAGCAUCGAAAUCCUUCUUAAAUGAUCUUUUUCUGUUACGAGUUGUUUUAUUAUGGUAUACUUGUUUCUCUGUGUUCAUCACUACCUUACUUCCUAUUGUAUGUUUGACCUUGUACCAGCUCGGUGAAGGGAAAUUAACACCUUUUUCUUCUUUUAAUUAGUCCAAGAAUGAAUGUCGUGGGUUGUUUCCUGUAUGUCUUGCUUUGAGAAAUAACGUGAAUUUUACUUCCCCUGCAAAAUCGCCUUCUCUCCUCUACUUCACCCACUCCUUGUCGCGCUUUGUCGCGCCUUUUCCUCCCUUCAAAUUGAAACUGUUUCUGGAGCCACUUGUGCUGAACUUCUCGUGACUUUUCUCCCCCUAUGUCUCUGAAGUCUCGCGUUGACCACGUGUAACUAUCACGUGUUUGUUUCUUUAAGCCCAAUCAGUACUUGCCGCCAUACGUGCCAUUGUGUAACACGCACGUAUCCAUUGUUAAUCAUUCAUCUUAUUUCCCAUGUAGAUGGUAUGCCACUAGGCCCCCCUGUCUUCAUUCAACACCUGACGAAUUGCGAGAUCAUAGAGAACAGCGCCGCCAGAUUUGAAUGUAAGGUCAGCGGUAACCCUGAACCGGAAGUGGAAUGGUAUAAAGACGGGAAGCUACUGAAGGAAAGUAAACAACUCACAUUCCUGUACGAUGACAACGACAACUGCAAACUUAUCAUCACUAAGGGCACAGCAGCUGACGCUGGAGAAUACAUGGUUGUGGCCAAAAAUCCUCACGGUAAAGUAUCGAGUAGUGCACGAUUGCUUAUCGACACGGGUUCAACGGACGAUGAAACCGCGAGCGAGUCCGAACUCUCCGAACUGUCUGGCUCUGAAGCUGAGGAGAGAACGAUGACCCCAAAAGAGGAAAAGAUCACGAAGUACUACACUGUUCAAGAUGAGCUCGGCAAGGGACGGUUCGGUGUUGUGUGCAAGUGUAUUGACAAUAAAACGGGACGCGCUUAUGCCGCCAAGUUCAUCAAAUGUACUGCGCCCAAGGACAGACAAGACGUCAUACACGAAGCAGAGAUCAUGAGUUCUGUUCGGCACAGGCGGCUUCUUCGGCUUCAAGAUUUCUUCCAGACACCCACAGAGAUGAUACUCGUCAUGGAUCUUGUCACGGGUGGAGAGCUGUUUGAGAAGGUGGUAGAAGAUGAGUUCAUCUCGGAGAUAGAAGUGUCGCAUUACAUGAAACAGAUAAUGGAAGGUGUUCAGCACUUGCAUCAGCGAGAAGUUCUCCAUUUAGAUCUCAAACCCGAAAACAUCAUGCUUAUUAGACCGGACAGUAAACAAAUCAAGCUUAUCGACUUCGGCCUGGCGAGGAAGUACAACCCGAAGGAAAACCUUAAGGUUAUGUUUGGAACACCAGAAUUUGUUGCCCCAGAAGUCAUUACAUACGAGCGUAUUACACCUGCUACGGACUUGUGGUCCGUUGGAGUCAUAGCAUAUAUUCUGCUGAGUGGUUUAUCGCCUUUUAUGGGGGAUACUGAUGCCGAGACCCUGACCAACGUCCAACUGGCAGAGUGGGACUUUGACGAUCCUGUCUUUGAUGAUAUCUCAGAUGAAGCAAAAGACUUUAUCAGCGGUCUACUUGUGCUUAAAGCAAACAAGAGGAGUACUGUCGAUCAAUUACUCAAACAUCGCUGGUUCACUAUCGAGAAGGGCAAAGGGAAAAAACUGAAGACCGACCGUCUCAAAGCGUUCACGGCGCGAAGGAAAUGGAGGCGAGCCAUCACCGCGAUCCGAAGCACGAACUUUUUGAGCCGGAUUCUCGGAAGCCGCGGGUCCGAUGAUAAGAAGAGUAGUGGGGGUGGAGGUGGUGGAUUGUUAGCCCGAGUCAAAGCAAUGCAUGCUGCCGGUAUUCAAGGUUCGGAAGGAGGUGUUCCCCCGGCGUCCUCUCCUUUCCUAUCACCUGCCUCAGCAGCGUUCAGCACCAGUAACAGCUUCACUUCAGUAACUGUAACAGAAAGAACGCAAACACAAGGAGAGACAACUGUUUUAGAGAAGGAGACAGUGACUGUUACCAAAGACGGACAAACAACUGUUAAAGAAAAAGAAACUACAACAAGAAUCGGCGAAUUCAAGCAGCAAGAUAGCACAACAGAAGAAGUCGAUAAUGGUUAGCGUCAAUUUGUCGUCAGAAAAUGGCAUCGUAAAUGAAAGUUUUAAAUGAAGAAGAAAGAGAUCAAUCGAUGAUGUAGACUUAAAUGUGAAAAUUGUUUUACGCAGAGUAAUAUCUUAAGUUUUGUUCCAAUUUCAUUUUGCUUUGUAGGUCACACGUAAGUACACUACUGAACAGGAGUGCUAUACUUAAUUAAUUAUAACAAAUAUUUGAUAUACUUAAACAUAAUUCUAGUUAUGGUCGUUUCCGAUGACUAUCUGAAAAGAAGUGGAAACUAAAAGCGGAUUUCUGCAAUGUUGCCAAAUUAUUAAGCGUAGGGUUUUUUUUUUCGGUUUUUCGCUUUUCAACUGCGAAAACUGGCCAAAAUUGUUAUUUAAUCUCUUAAAAAGCGAACUGUGUACUAAAGUGUUUUGUUUUUAUAUUUGGAGUCUAUUUCAUAUGAGUAGUGAUUGCUGUGGGUUUUUUUCCCGCCGUCCUGGUUGGCCUCUUGUUGUUAAUUCUGAGUUCUUGCCGUGAAGUAAGCCUAUAAAAUUUGAAAUCUCAAGCCGUGGAGGGAAGGUUCUUUCAGAGGCCAUAACUUAAAGGAAAGCCACAACAUAUGUAGAAUUGUUAAUUAAUUUAAAGGUGAAAGAGACCGUGGAAUAGAAUGCCGUAUAUGGUUAUAUUUCUGUUCUCGAACAAACUGUUGAAAAAGGCUUGAAUUUACGUUUGAAGAAUUCGUAUGCCAGCAGGGUGUACUUCUAAAUUCACUUACAUUUUCUAUUCCUACUUUUUCUGUGCCUGAACCACACAAGUUGUAGCUAUUUCAAGUAAUUCUAUUCGACGACAGUUAAUCACAGUACAUUCUUUUCUCGCUUUAUCACCUGAAUUACAAACAAUUGUUUUAUGUCAGGAAGGACACAUGGUUGAAAUUAAGUUAACUGUGUGUUAUACACAGGAGACUAAAGAACUCCAAGUUGUGCUUUGUAUGGACUUAUUUUCUCAUGAAAACAAUUAUUAGCGUUGUUCAAGUUUAAGUACAGAGGAUUAUACGGAUUAUAUUUUACAGCUAACAGAAAAUUAAGUAAGAUAUUGCACACAGACAUGUUUGUUCGAUAGCAGAUUAUUGCGUGACAUGCAAAUCAUGCAGACGUCGUGCUGUUGUCGGAUUUUGAAUAAAUCACUCGACUGAAAUUUUCUCCAUUCUUGGUAUUUGUUUGGUAGAGCUAAUCUACUUCAAUACCUUGUGAGAUUGUUAGGGUUUUUUGUGGUCUUCUUCGCGUUUACGAGACGGCAAAAUGUCUAAUGAUGCCAGUAAGUGACUUAUUUAUAUAUUCCUCUCUAAGGCGUUAACCGCUUUAAGCUAACUUAUUCACUGCUCGGUCUGUGAUUCAUGAUAUCUGUUUUGUCUUCUUUGUGUAUUGAGGAAACUUCUUUUCCGAAUUUGCUCUAGUUAAUCGUAAUAUUUUGAAAAAGAUCUCGUGUUGGUAUUUUGAACAUGAUUUUCAUGUGGUGUUCGUAGCCGAGCCACUAAGAGUUUAGUAGAUGCUUUUCUUCGUUCAACUUGGAACUUUGAAAUGUUUUCUUUUCAGUAAUAUUUCCUGUAUAACUUGGCCUUCUAACCCAAAACACCUGUACAACCGCCAGUAUGACAUUAAAGGUUUUUGAAAAACCUUUAAAAAGAAAAAAGUUGAUGUCUGCAUCAGAACAAUUAAUUACAAACCUUUUGGUCUUACUCUGUAUAAAAAAUUGUAAAAGUCAUCAGCAAAUUGUUGAAGCAUUGCUUCAAACCAUUGAUAUCAAGAGGUAAUACUUGGCAAAAUAAACAUUGUUUAACAAAAAACUAACGACAAAACUAGCAAAGAAUGAAGUACCGGUUUGUAUGCUGAAGAAAUUCUUUUGGAUGCAUGAUUGAUUGAUAUUUUUUCUGUGAGAAUUGUGACUGAAUCGCUUUUUUGUUCUAUUAAGAUCGUUUUUCUCUUGCUACGUUUUGUGACAUUUUCUCUUACAGUUUAAUAACACGGUUUAUAACCCUCAUUCAGUGUUAACUGUGUAGUAUUUCAAAAGCAAAUGUUGCAGAUCUGCUCCAUAUGCAAAUUAUUUAAAAUACUUCAAAAUCCUGAAGCUUAUUCAAGUAUGUCUUGGUUUGUAAUUACUUUCUGAUGUUCUGCGCUUUGUUCUGUAAAGCAAACGUAUUAAAUCUGUUAUUUCAUGGAGGAAGAAUUGUUUCUACAGAGGUCGCUUAUGUUUUCUGCGUUGAAAUUUCGAUCACAGGCUUAGAGUGAUGAUAAGAACUGUUGUUUCCGCCUCUCUUCAGUUAGACGAUUGGAAACGUACUAUUAGCAGCUGUUAUUACAUAGGUGGCUAAGGUCAUCUAUAAUAUCAUGUUGUUUUGUAUAAUGCAGUUGUAUUCCAUUUGUGAAGUAAUUUUCUUAACUAACCUGGUCAACGGUCGUUGGCCUAAUAGAGUCCAGUGUAUCUUAAAAAUGUUACAGACCAGGGGUUUUGCUUCUGAAAGAUUUUGUUUCCAUUAUUAGCUAAGAAAUUAGUGAGAAAAUUACACUUUGACUGAGGAGUUUUGCUUCACUUGAAAGUGAUCCUUUUCAAGAAAAGCCCUUGAAUCACGUGAAAACUGCGUGAUAAGCAGGACUGUUAAGUAAAGAAAGUUGGCGUUAGCACUGCAGUAAUAGCCAAUUAACGCUAAUCUCGAUCGCGCGAAUCUGGCGUAAAAGCUGCCAUAAAAAAAAUUAUCAAGGUCCGUCAAGGUAUUAACUUAAGCCUGGUUUUCGCUUCAUUGUAACCUAGGAGUACAUAAAAACGUUGAACAACACCAGUGAAAGCAUUCAUUUGCUUUCGGUUGUUCAUUGUUUCUAUGUAAUCGUUUGCUUGCCCUUUUACUCUGUAGAAAGCGACAACCAGGUUGAAUUACAUGUUGUGUGUAUCUUAGUGUCUUUCUUGUGAUAACAACUGUAGGUAAAACAGGCGGUCUUGGAGGAGCAGCCAACACUCCACAAGCCAUCGCUAAGCGUUAUUCCACUGGAGGAGUUGCUCUUAAACUGGAAAAUGUCGACAAAUUUUGGGGAAUCAAGCACGAAAUAGCGAAGUAAGGGCAAUUCUGCUUUUUGUUAUGAUGUUUAAUCAGUCAACUAAUUCAUUUGUUUUGAUGCGCACGAUAAAAAUUUCGGUUACCUUGGAAUUCUUUAGCAAUCAAUUAUUCUGCACUAACCUAAAGUAUAUUCUCUUAUUUCACCAUAGGGGUCGUUUCUCAGUUAUAAAGCGCUGCUUAGACGCCAAAACAAAGAAACCUUUUGUAGCGAAAAUUAUUAAAUAUGAAGACGACACAGACCGUGAAGAUACUCUUCAGGAAUUUGACAUCCAUCGAAGCAUCAAAGGAGACAAAGUGGUUAUGUUGCGGGAUGCAUUCCUCAUGAGGAGAUAUCUUGUCCUUGUUAUGGACAUGUAAGUGUGACAAAAGUUGGCUAAGGUAGUACGUCCACUGUAUCAUCUCAUACUUAAGUUCAGGAGUUUCUUUGGUCUGACUGUUUUUGUGUUUUCCUUUGUUUCAAAGGUUGGAGGGACAAGAUAUCCUAAGCUUUGUAGGAUCAAAACCCAGGCCGAAUGAGGAAGACAUUUGUUUUGUAAUUCGACCUUUGCUUGAUGUAGUGAAUUAUCUUCAUGGCCAGCAGAUUGUUCACUUGGACAUAAGGGUAUGUGAAGUAAAGCUCGAUUGUAAGUGGGUAUUGUAUUUUAUAUGCUUUAUUUUUUUCACUUCCUCGUUUGAAUACGGGUCGAACUACCUCCUGGUCUUGUAUUUUCCUUUAGGAACUGAAUAGGGUUUUACAGCCAGCUUGUAUGUGUAAUCACUUUGUUGGUUUCUUUUUACAGCCUGCGAACAUUUUCAUCGCCAAAAGUAACUUGGGUGUGAAACUGAUCGAUUUUGGAAGUGCUCGCCGCAUCAAGAACUGGAAGGAAGGAGACAUGUUGGCCAUUGUUAGUUAUGUUGCAUUUACAGGUGAGUUGCACAAAUCAGAAUCCACUUUUGUAAUAACCAUUGACACAAGGGCGUGGUUCAUUUAGCGCAUGAGUUAUAGUGUAUAAAUAUAGAAUAAGAAAGAUAAUAUAAUAUAAGAUAAGAAAUAAAUAAUGGACAGAAUAGCGAUUUGGAUAGCAAGCAAGUAAUCAGGCCUAGAAGAAAUUUUCUGUUAUCAAAGGCUAUCGUGAGACCAGUUUUUAUCUGAGGAAAUAGUCUGCUCUACACUUGCUAUUACUGCUUUACAAAUUACAAUAGUAAUUUUUCUAACACACUUGGGAUGAAAAUUCACUCUGAUCGUGACAAACGUUUCCGAGAGACAUUGGUAAUAACCUAGUUACAGUGCAUUUCUUUGAUUUGUUUCCAGCUCCAGAACUGCUGGACUUCGCCCCAGUCAGUGGACCAGCAGACAUGUGGAGCAUCGGUGUUCUCAUCUACGCUCUGUGAGUGUGACCAAUAUUACUUUUUAAUUGAACUAUGAAAUAUCAUUAAUUCGUAAUAAAUACAUAUCUCAUUUGAAUUUUUGUUGAGGAAGGGAAUCGCAGUACUACAAAUAGUUAGAAAACAGUUUACAUUCAAACGUCACGAGCUUAGAACAACAUCACGAUACUUUCAAUCUCUGAAUAAUUAUUUUAUUGAAACACUCCCCUUUCACCUUAAUCCUUAAAACCUUAACAUCAGUAUGCAUAUUUUCCAUAAUGAUCUCUGUACAUUUCAUAAGGUUCUGACCAGGAGAAUUUGUUUAUGAAUCAAGGGUUUCUCUAUGGGUACACACCCUAAUAUCAGUAGGCAUAUUCUCCAUAUAGUUCUCUCAGUAUUUCCUAAGGUGCUAAACGAGUAGAGUUUGUUUACCAAUUAAGAGUGCCUUAAUUAAGGUCACGAGGUGACCUUAAUUUUUUAUUUAGGGGGGAUAAUGUAUGAAGGAAUUGGUUGGUGCUCAGUCUUUGUGGUCAAAAGGUUAAAAGAAGAAGAUAAACAAUCCACUCAGUGCUGGUUCUUAUUAAGGAUUCUAUUACGAUACUCUCGGGUUUUACACCAAGAACAAAUCCACAAAUAAUCAUUUUCGCCUUUAGCUGAAAUGAAGGCCUGGAAGUAAACAAAGCUGAUUACGUGCUUAGCUUGUGAACUUCAUUUUUCUUUGUGUUUGUUUUUUUAUUAUUAUUUUAGCAUGAGCGGAAUGCUGCCUUUCUCCGUGGAAACGAGGGAUGACGACGACGAAGACGAAAAACUUGGUGAAGUGAUCAAAAGGGGCAAAUGGUCUUUUGACUCCAAAGCAUUUCAACGCAGCACCUCAGAAGUAAAAGAUCUGAUCACCUCUCUCCUUUCGAAGGAUGCCAAGUAAGUCACGAUAGCCGUUUUUGGAUGGAAAUUUAAUUUACCUUCUACCGCCUGAUCAGUCUGCUGGACCAUUUGAAAUACAUUAAUUUAAAUUUGAGAUCAAAAUCUCUUAUUUUCAUUUUAAUUAAAAUCGUCCAGGGUUACAGUAGUAUGACAAGUAGAGUCAGUAAAACUAAAGUUCUCUCACUGUGUUAUAUUAAGAAAGGGCGUUGAACCUUUUCACUCUUAACGGCUGUGGAAGAAUUGGGUGUUACAUUAAGGUGAAUUGCUCACUGAUUCCCUUGUCCAUAGUCGUCAUCUGUUGGAUAAUUGUCGAUGGUUUGAGUUCGUCUUCAGUGUUUUUUUUUUUUUUCAUCGCUUUAACAGGAAAAGUAGUUCACUCCUUUUGUGGAACACAAAGUGAUUUUGUUUUUUUUCCAUUUACUCGUAGAAAACGUCCCACCGCAGAAGAGGCCGCGAAACAUCCUUGGCUCAUGGUAAGUUCCUAAAACAUCCUUGAUCAUCUUGCUUCAAAUUUAAUUGAGUGCAUAUAAUCUGAGGUUGUAGAAAUUUGAUUUAUGCACUUCAACCAAUAGUGUUCAUUCUCUUGUUAGGGCGAUAAUUUGCAGAAACGUCGUUCAAGUGACGUGGCGAGCUCCAAGCUCAAAGAUCUUAGUCAGAAACUUCUGUUAAAGGUUUGUUUUUUCAGUAAACUUAUAUAAUUCAUUAUACAAUCUGCAUUCAGUUUCCUUAGCAAGAGCUUGUCUUUACAGAUACUCUGAAUUUUCUAGGAUCAAAUUGAGUUAUUUAUCUUUAUGAGAAUCGCAUUUAAAGACAAAAGGAACAAAUUUUACUUCUCUUGUAUGGCUUUUUUCGCAAUGUGAUGUUACAUAUUUAUUUUUUCGUUCUUUCUUUCUUUCUUUCUUUCUUUAUUUUUCGCUUAAAUAAGAAAAGAGGAAUCCCCGAACUAUUUCUCUAGUUUGGCCGUUAAACCAAAUCACAGCGAACUGGAAGAGUUGUCAAGAGAUACACAGAGUAGUUUGUUUCAAAAUGUUUUUGAAUGACAGUCAUUAACGUAUUUGUUGACCACAGGACAAGGAAGAUGUUGUGUCGGCAUCCUGUGUCCUAAAGACCUUCAGUGAGGAUCCUUACGACUCUCCGGACUCAGACGAGGAGUAGAUAUGUGUACCCGACCUGUGUACCAACAGAAAGUGAUCCAUAGCGGCGCGCUCCUGCGCCAAGAUUAAUUAGCUUUUUGUGAAUAACAACAAAGACUUUUCAACUUAGAUAGUGAUUUCAAACAUUGCGAUUAAGUACAUUUAUAUUGAUUCUUUUUGACAAGCAUAUUCAAUAAUUUUCUCUAGAAGCAUUGGUCCACGAAAUAGUAUUUAUUUUUGUAGGGUAUGUUUUUGUAGCAAUGUUAUAAUCAUAAUAUCCAUUUUUUACUAUUAUCCUUAAGCAAGUCAUGGCUUUAUGGUGCAUUUCAGUAGCAAAUGCUUUUGCACGUUCCUGUUCGUUUCUAGUUGUUUAGUAAGUGAAAGCGGGAAUGUUACAAUUUAUAGAAAAGAGUUAGUCAUACUAAGAAAGACUACUUCUACUUUUUAAGACAAACUCGUUAAUCAGACAUAGUUGUGAUUUCAUAAUGAAUUCGCCAUUGCGGUAUUUCUGUUUAGUCAAACAUUUGCAAGUGAAAUAAAACACGUUUUAAAUAU